UCCGUGUAAGUUUUUUUGGCAAAUUGGCAAACAUAACUGAUGCAGCGGUCUCUGUCUGUAUUCGAUUUCUUCGAAAAUGUUGUAGGAGAAGAAAAACAAUCGCGGUUUGUUGCUGUGAUGAUGAUUUCCUACGACAAGCGGCGAGGAGUCACGAAGUUAAAAUAAUCGGAUAAAAAUACCCUGACAGUAAAAUGGCGGCAGCGCGCGAAAGAACCGAGGUAAUAGUCACUUUGUCGAUUAUGUAGUUCGUUUAUGAACUUAUGUUUUAGAGAUGCGUUUUGAUAAAUCCCAAGGUUAUUAUGAUCAUUUUUACUUUGCAAGUAUUUGGUAUUGCCGUUGCUAAAGUCAUUAAUACUGACCUGAAAUUAUAGCUUAUUUAAGCCUGCUGCCAUGAUAGCGGAUCCAAAUAUUGAAUUGUUUUUAAAACAAUCGGCAGUCAUUGAACAUAUAUGUUCUCACUACUGUAUCCAAAAGAAAUUUCUUUUAUUUUUAUAUGUGCAGUUGCUUUAGGUGUCGUGUUCAUGAAGAAUAAGCUUAUAUAUGUCAGAAAAAUUAACACAUCGAAGAACGCAUGAAAUGGAUAACGUUCAUUUUGGAACAGUAGCCUCUGCGCCGAUAAAACUAAUUUAAACAAAAUCAAAAGGAAUCAGAAAUUGCAUACAUUUACGGCUGAUUUUUGCCAUUUACGGCUUUUAUCUCAGUUAAGAGAAUAAAAACAAUUGAUUGAUUUUAGCUUUGUGAUGUUUUGAAAAUACCUUGGUCAACAGACGCCAUUAUGAAUGGGUAAAAAGUAUUCGGGCUUAUGACCUCUGUCGUAAGUGGUAUUGCAAUCAAUUUAUUCAAUCAAAGUCCCAUGAAAAAUUGUGAUAAAAAGAGAUGCAUAUUAUUAUUACUGUUCAGUCGAGUUCUGCUGGUGCGGGGCAUGGAGAAGGCGGGGAAUGGGGUGGGUGGUUGUGCUGGAUUUAGAAGUGGGGUUGUGGCUGAGGUUUUGUUUAGGACAAAGGACAAAAUAUAUGCUCUGUUGUUGCUUUACAGAAAACUUCAGGGCUGUCAUUAAGAGCCAGGGGCCAGGGAUUUCCCCCUGUUACUAUGAGCGUGGUCUCUGGCUACCUUCAUAGGAAAAUGGAAGCAAAAUUUAAAUAGAACCAAAAUAAGUCUGUAGCUGUUUGAUUCCCCGCCUAUUUGUUGUAUUUACCCAGCAAAUUGAAAUCUUAGUGAUAACCCUGAAAUUUUAUCCCUGACAGGGUUCUGUAGGGGUCAUGGGACUCUGACCCUGUAGAUGGUCAUAUAAAAUCAUAAACCCUGUUGAGGUUUAGGGUCAGAGAAGGGGAGUUGGGGGGCAACUUCUAUAUAUAAAAGUGAUGGGUGUUAUGGAAGCGAUGGAAUACAAACUUGAACGCUUGAACACAACUUUAAUCCGCUCGAUUUACAAUACACCGAUUUACAACAGGUUGAUGUACUGCCCGGGAACCCGACUUACAACAAAUCUACGAGCGACUAGCAAGGAAGUCACGUGACGUGUUAUCUACAUAAUUUAUUCUACUCUCACAGGUCCAGUCUCACGGGGCUUUUAAUGACCCGAGUACGAGUACGACGAUGGGCCGUAACAAUGGGUAGCCCAUCAGAACUUAUAAUUCAACUCCUAAAGGACACCAAUCCUGCCUCUUCAUCCUCCUUAAGGGUGCUGUGAACAGUGUCUGUAAUCAGAAUAUUGCUUUUAUUAUUGUUAUUAUUAUUGUUGUUGUUGUUGUUGUUAUGAGAGAAGUGGUAAGAGAAGUACAAGCCAUCAGGAAUUGCCUCUGAUUCACUCUUGUAAAUCAGUUUUAAAUUAUUUUUUUUAUCUUCAGUCAUUAACAAGAGACUCACCUGAAAGCGUUUUAAUUACCAAGCAUCGAGACAUCUUUGACCAUCUCCCUCCUCUAAGUGCUCCACAGGUAUUUACAAGUUAUUUAUUAGAAGCUUACAAAUUUGCAUAUGCAAACUUCAUAUCUGGACAUCUUGUGAGCCCUCUCUAGCUCUCUGGUUCAAGGUGAAAAGUGUUCUUUUUAAUAGAAUUUGGACCAUUCUUCAUGGAUGUAAACCAUAGGAGGAUGUCUUCUUUAGAUUUACGUUGCGUAGUUUAAGAGAAUUUUCAGUAAUGCUAGACCUUAGCCAGUUAUUUCCCUGUAUUAAAGGCAGGGCUCGAAAUUGCGACUGAUACGGUCGCCAAUGCGACUAACAUUUUCUCCUUGGCGACUAAAAAUUCUGGUUUAGUCGCCAGAUUUUAGAAGAGUAAAAUUAAAACAAACAUUUCAUCUUCAAGUCUUGCUUUGCUUUCAUCAUGAAAAAUGUCCGGGGCACCCAACGAGGAUAUAGUUCAAAACCACCUAAACAGAGCAUUGUUGAACGUAAUUUAGUAUUUAAACGAUAGAUAAAUGCUUAUUUUUAUCCCCUAAAAAUUUUUCAUCCGUUCGGAUUUCCUAGAUGAAAGUAUAGUGAUCCAAAAAUUAUGGGGAUCAAAAUUUACCUUUUCAAAAAUUUCAGCCAGAAAAAAGGCUCCCGAAAAUUCUAGGUGACCUUUUUAGGGUAAAAAUCUGUUAAAAAUGGGCAAUUAUACCAUUUUUUUGAUGUUCGAAAAUCCUAGGAGAGGGAGGCAAGCAAGAAAUUUUACAGAAAAUGAUCCAAAAAUUCUAGGUCUCAAAUCGUCUUCCGAACAGAUAAUUUUCCAAAAAUUAUCGUUGGGUGCCCCUGAAAUGUGCCAAAACGCAUAAACGAAGCCACUUUAUACCGACUUCAUGAUAUUCAGUUUUCAAAUCUGAUGGAUCACACCAUACUAUGCUGGGCUUCUGAUAGGUAGCGGAAAAAAGUCAAAUUUCGCGGGAUUUUUGGGGGCAAAUUCGCGGAAAAAUUGGCCGAUUUUGCGGCACUUUCGCGGGAAUGUUUGGGCCAAACUUCGCCGAAAAUCAAUCGGUAAAAAAGGCCGAUUUUGUGGUUAUUUUGAGGGAAAAUUUUGUUAGAUGUCGAUCGGCUUUGCGCCGAUGAGACCAGUGUUUUUAACGUUUUUCUAACAGAGGUCAUCAUUUGCUUUUUCAACAACAAUACGUUCCAGAAAUGAACUAAUGGCAAAGCCUAUGCAAAGGGCAAUGCAAAGCCUUUAACAUCAUGGCUAGUGCCCAGUUUUUCGCAACAUAAUUGCGCCUGGUAGUUUCGGGACGUUAUUCGCACGUUUCAGUGACGAAGUAUGAAGACAAAUUUGCAAGUUUAGGGCAAGUAAAUAGCCUCAAUAGCUGAGGUAAGUUUCAAAUAUGUUGUAAAGACAUGUGUUUGAUAAGAUUUUGUGAGUUUUUUUGAGUGAAUUUCGCGGCUCCGCUACUGCUCGAAAUAUCAGAAGCCCUGUACCUAUGAGCUGCGUCAUUUACAUAUUACAAACUGGCGACUAAAAAUUUGCAUCUGGCGACUACAUUUCUCCGGUUGGUCGCCAAAAGGCGACCUGAAGAUUUUUUUAAUUUCGAGCCCUGUAAAGGCCAAGUUGAGGAGUCUUAACUCUUACUGGUCUUUUGUGAAUUAACUCAAUCCUGUGGCCAGUAUGAUGCUUGUACUGCAAACCAAUUUUUUACAAGUCUAUCUCUGUCACCUUUUCACCACACGAAUGUUCAAAUGAUUUUACUUGCAGCCUGCCUAUAGUGAUAGACCAAAGAUUGUUGAGUAUGGAGCUUAUACGCAAGCCUCGCCAACCAAGGAAAAAGGCCAUUAUCGGCAUACAAGGUAAUGGCCAUUUUGACAUAGCUUUUAUCUUCAAAGUUAUUUAGUUAGUGAUAAUAAAUUUCUUAAACUGAAUUUUUGAGAGCCAUGGCUGGCUAACUUAGACUCAGUCAAGCAGGGAUCAAUAAUUUAAUAAAACUUUUGCAAGUGUAAUUUACAAGUGAAGCCAUUUUUCUCAGACUCCAAAACAAUGGCUACCCUUGUAAAUAACACUUGUAAAAGUGUUAUUAAAUUGAACCCUGAUUGCACCUGUGUACUACCUAGCUCUUAGCUCUUUUAGCUCCUAGCUCUUUCAUUAGGUUAGUUACACCUAGUUUUGACAAAGGGACUAUCAGGGCUUAGGUAUACAAAUUUUAAUAUUGAGCCUAUUGGAUGUUGUCACUCCCCUGCCCCCUUGACUGAGUUCUGAGUGUGGUACUUGACCAUGUUGCAGAAAGUGGGUUAAAAUCUUUGUUUGACCCUCCCUCCGUGGAUCCAUUCCUGAGCAUGUUACUUGGCUAUGCUACAGAAUCUGGGUUAAAAUCUGGGUGUAGACCCCCCUGCCCCUAUAGAUCCAAACUUAUAAGUAUGUUACUUGGUCCUGGUACAGAAACUGAGGUAAAACCUGGGCAUGUGUCCAAAGCCCCAACCCUUACAGCCUUCCUCUAUCUACCCCCCAGCAUGGUGCUCAGCCAUGCUACAGCUGCUACAGCUGGGUUAAAAUCUGGGUGUGUGCCACUAGAUCCACUUGUGAGUCUUGUACUUGGCUCUGGAACUGAAACUGAGGUAAAACCCUGGGCAUGAGUCCAAAGCCCCCCCUGCCCCACAUCCACCCUAUAUAGCAUGGUGCUCAACUGUGCCGCAAAGAGUGGAUUGAAAUAUGGGUGUGGGCUGCGUGCCCCUUAGAUCCACUCAUAAACCUGGUACUUGGCUCUGGUACAGAAACUAAGGUAAAACCUUGGCAUGAGCCCAAAGUCCCCCUCCCUCCAUCCGCCCCUUAGCAUGGUUCUUGACCAUGCUACAGAAGCUGGGUUAAGAUCUGGGUGUGAGCUCCCCAGCCCCUAGAUCCACUCAUAAGCCUGGAACUUAGCCCAGACUAUGCUGCAAAGAGGGGAUUAAAAUGUGGGUGUGGGCCCCCCUGCCCCUUAAUCCACUUAUAAGUAUGAUGCUUGGUCAACAACAACAACAACAACAAAUUUUAUUGAAAAUUGGAAAAUAACUAAUUACAUUACUUGGUCAUGAUUUAUAAAGUGGAAAAACCGUGGUUGUGAUCCUCCCGUGGAUAUUCCGGAAUGUUAAUUCAGAGGUGAUAGGCAAGCUCAAUUAGUGGUGGUGAUAUUAUCUUUUUUGCAGUGAUGCAGUGGCUAAUAAUUACACUCCUUCAGCUCAGAGUUUGACAACAAAAUUGAUUUAUAAGCGGCCAAUCAAGGGAUCUCAUUCUGGUAAUAUUAUAGCUGGUGAUAGGCCAUGUAGAUUUUUACUACAUUAAAAUAUUUAUUUGCUUGUGACACGAGGACCUUGCAAUCCUAAUCUCCUGAUUAAUAUUAUGCAUGCUUAGCAUGUAUGUAGCAGCAUUUGUAAUCUGCUUUACAGUGUCCCCGAUAAGUGCACCACUUGUGGUGUGCUAGAAAGUUCUGACAUUUUAAUAAAGUUAUUGAUUGAUUGUUUGGACUUUCACUAAGAAUGAGUGGAAUACACAAAAUGCAAUUAUAUCAUCACAUGCAUUUGUACCUUUUAUCACUUGUAAUCUGAUCAUGCGUGUUUUGACCUUCUAUCCUGUGAAACUUGCACAAAGCACCAGUGUUGAAGCAAGAGCAUUUUGACCUUCAAUCAGAAGUCUAAAACUCGCAGACAGUAUUGGGACUGGCACUAAGGGUCGAUCUUAGACAGAUAUCCACCCUACAGAGAAUUAACCUCUGCAUUCCUAAUAGUGGGCAAUGUUGAAAAAUCACAUAAAAUUCAAAUUUUAUUUUGUAAAGUCCCUAAAAAACAUUAGCACCAAAUAAAAGGUGUACCAGAGAGGUUUCAUUUGAAUGGUAACAUCAUAGGAUUUUGUCCACUGACAGAAAAGUAGGAUUGACAACUGCCCUGGUCAUUUCUAAUCAAUAAAUUUUUUUGUCUGUUUAAUUAUUAAUUGCAGCUACUAAGAGGACAAGUCCUAAGAAGCGGCACAGUCCUCCUGGAAAUGUCAUUGAAGAGAAACUCCAACUGCUUUAUGGUGGAAAAACCCAAACUCCGGCAUCUGGACAAUUUUCAUCACUGUCUAAAGGGAACUGGGGACAUUUUGUUACCCAUGGAGUGCCCAAGGGGAGUCUUAAUAAGGGACACACAAGUCCUCCAGUGUCAGGCCAACCUUCAACUUUGUCGCACCAGGAAUAUGAUAACUCCGAAGGAGACAGAAUAAUUGACGUAAAUGCAAGUCCUUUAUCAAGUUCCAAACCACCCAAAGUAAGAAGAGCUUAUUCUGCAGGGCAAAAAGCAACUAGACGUUCACCUAGUCCUUCAUCCAGUAGCAUACACCAAAAUGAGGAGAGGUCACCAUUACCAAAUUCACCAGCCUCAAAAAAGGCAAAAAUUGCUUGGGACUCAACUGAUCAAGGCAAAUCAAAGGAGCAGUCUAGAGAGGAAAACACCAGUGUUGAUCCAGAAUUGAUUUCAAAUGGUCAUACGGACUCCCAUAUCCAUGAACUUACUGAAAGUAAUACCCAGUCAAACUCUCCACAGAACAUUUCAUCCAUGUCAUCAUUCAGAGAGUAUGAUGAAGAAACCCUCUCUGUUUUGAAUAUAAGUUUUCCUCCAUCUACCACUCCUACCCUUGGACUCUCCCGUGCUGUAUCACCACCUGAAACACAGCAACAACGUUACAGUAGUCUUGUGGAAAAUGCAAUUCUUACUAGCAUGGUGGCACCGUUGAGCAAGGAGUGGAAGAAGAAAACUCAUGAAUUUCUCCCCAAAACUUUGCGAUAUGAUUUUAAAGAAACCCUGGAUGAGCUUGAUAAGGUGUGUUACUCUGUUACUGUAUAGAGUGUUUUCACAUGAUCCCACUUCCACCAUAUUGGCUGUUUCAAAACAAUGAAAUGGUUACCAUCUUGUUGUUCAAAACCAGUCUGUGAAAGUUAAACCUUUUGUUUAUGUAUUAAAAUAUUUCUUUUGUUCUAAUAAAUUUGCAUAGCCACUGGCCAUGUGAGUGAAAAUGCCCUAAAGAUACGCGUCCUCAGUUUACUGUAUCUUUCUCAAAAUCCUGAAAGAAACUGACAUGCAAAACUUUUUUUGUGGAUAUAUGUUGCAUUUUAAUUUCAGGAAAUGGAGGCAGAAUACACACGUAGUGUGAAGCAAAGCAUUCUGGAUUAUGUUCUACUAGAUCCUGCAGAACAAAGGCGACUUGGUCUUGAUAUGCCACAGCCAGUGAGUAUAAUUCAUGGUUCAAUUUGAUCUGUUACCAUGCUUCCCCCGGGUAUACCCCCGGGAAUUUGCAUUUUUUUUCCUCUCCUGGUGGUAUCUUCCCCACCCUCGGGCGCGCAGGAGACAAUUCCCCACCCCCGAGAUCCUGAUCGACCUCACAUACGAUUUUUUGGGGGUACAUCUUUUUGAGAGCAAUAGUGAUUUCUGUACAAUAGCAAAACGAGACGUUUUCAGAAAUUUUAUAAACAUUUUCUAGAGUUAAUUGAGAGAAGGAUAAAACAUGUAUGUAGUUAAUACAUAAACAAUACAUUUGAAAAGGAAUGAAAAAACUCUUAAGCGUCUCCUUGAUAGAACGCUUCAUAAGAAAACUGGACUGAAUCUCUGUUCAUUUAUCUUAAAAGCCUUGUAUCCGUUUUCAUAUACAGUCUAUUUGAGUUGUCUUAUUAUUACUACUAUCCCCGGGACAGGACCGCUUCAAACAAUUCCCCAGUUCCGGUCUCGAAUGGCUUGACAUUAACGUAUAAUUAAUUACAGACAGGCGUCAUUUUUAAUGCGUUUCGUGGCGAACGUGAAGCGCGGGAAGAUCGUGGAGACUCAUUCCCGUUCGGUGAGAGAGGCGUCCGUCUUUGCGAUCACGCAAACCUUGCGCUUCGUGCUCACACGUGAAGUCAGAAAAUAACGCCUUUUCUUUCAGCCACUUAAAUGCCUGCAUCGUUCGUUAAAAAAGUGUGUUGUUUUAAUUACCGAUGUUUUUGUAUAUUUUUGCAGGUAAUUUAUUCCGCAGGAAGAGAUCGGUUCCCAUGGCAUACUUCAGUUAUAAGCUGCAGAGAGUUCCUUGAAAAAAAUCUUUUUGUAACACACGUUGUCCUGCGUGAUCUGUUGUACCUGUGGGAAUCAGAGUAAGUUUAUUAUUUCCUGUUACAGUAGUCAGAAACGCCGCUUACCUUUUCUUUGAAAGCUCUUCAGACAAUAAAGUCUGCAUCCAGCGUGCAAAGAAAGUACUGUCCGAUAGUCCGGGGCUAUUGGAUUUUGCUAUUGGGCUAGUGAAUUGUGUUCAUGACUUGGCCGACGGGCAAGUGGAGUAUUUUGAGGAAUUUAACUUACAGAAGAACUGUGAAAUUCAGCUCAUCAAAAAAUUUUGGGGGCUAGUUGAAAUGAAGUUUGGGCAAGUAAAUGCUACAACCAGUUGCAAAAGUACUUGAGACACUGUACCGUAUUUUGCCAUAAAUGGCCUGUCCAUGAUCUUGUGCUUGUGAUCCCCCCUCCACCUCUUAUCAAAGUUGCUAGCAAUACAAGACCAUACUCAAAACUUGGAGGAACAACUUUGAAUGGGAGGGAGGAGGGAGGUCAGUAUUAUAUUUUACAGACCUGUGACCAGGAGCGAUUUGAAGCAAGAAAGGUCGUUUUUCCGUGGGAGUGUCUCAUCAUUUUUGCAGCUGUUUGUAGCUUCAGCUUGCCCGAAUGGCAAGCUGUGAAAAUGACUUUCUUUGCAACCUGGCAUCACAGCAGAAAACUGAAAGGUGCAGUUUUUAUUAGUUUUAUGACAUUUCACAAGAAAACUGACAUCUUCUACUUUUCCUUUUCUCUGCAUCAAACGCCAUUUUGUUUAUCUGUUUCGUUAAUUACGUGCUCUAAACUUCAAAUUGGCAAAGUAAAAAUCUGUUAUGGACUUAUUGAAAAAGUUAAGAACAUUCGAGAAACAAAGGUUGACCUCGCUUGGCUUGUUUGGUUUCCCAUUUCGGUUAAUGUAACGUUGUGAAGGAAAUUUGCUCUGUCGUUUCAUAAGUUAUGCCAGCGUUCACGUGCUUGCGAAUAAGACGAAAUUUGAAAGAAAGAUUUCUCCAGUGAAGUCUGUGAUAGAAACGAGGAAACGAAGCAAAAAAGGUCGCAAAUGCCGAAAGCAUUUUUUAGCAGUAACAUUUCGCUAAAUGACUUCUAAUUUUUGUUUAUUUUUUUUUUUAGAUUUUCGGAACUAAGGUUAAUAGACAUUCCCAGUUUAAAAGACUCUCUUCCUCUGACGAUUGUUGACCUCAAGAAAAAUGCUUACAAAGCAACCCAGCAGGGCGUUAAGAGGCUUGUAGAGCGGUGGAUCCCAACAUGCGUUAAAGUUAUAAGUGACAGAAGAGAUGCCAUUGAGGAAUGCAUGCCAGAGGAUGAGGUAGGCGGUAUAAUGUGGGGGAAGACAGUGUGGGAGUGUCGGGGGCGCGGGGAGGGGUACGGUAGUUGGGAGGGUUGGACCCCCAGUUCCGACCUCCCUUAAGUGCUGUCAGACCUGCAUAGUCAACCCCCUCUUAACUGACGUCUUGAGGUUUUGCGUGACUCACUGGAUCGGUGUUGUUUCGAAUUGCACUGUGUGGACUGUUUUUUGGACGUUAUCGCUUUUUCUAUUGGUUCUUUCGAAGCUGCUUCGUCAACAUUCAGAAUUCGUCCUCGUCAGCAGUGCAACUGGACAUAAAGGGCGCUUUCCAUUUUCCCAGAAACUCCGCAAAUUCCGGUUGGGAUGCUAAUGGAACACACGUUUUCCAGGCGUUCCAGUGGAAAGUUGCCAGGAAUAAGUGGAAUUUUGAAAAGAUAGUCCUUUUUCCCGUUGGAAACUUUCCGGUGGAAAUGCAUGGUCCAUUUACGAGUUUUCAGUUCCAGGCUAUGCAGGGCUAAAUCUGUCCCGCCAACUUGAAUUUUGGUGACGAGAGCAUAGACGGAUGGAACUGGCGUCAAAUAGAACACGUUCUUCACUCUAUGGACCUUUCCAUGGAAGUUUCCGAAAGUUUUUGGUAAAUGGAAAACGCCCAAAAUCGACCCAAUGAAUGCCUCGGACAGGUAAGUCUUCAUCCAAUCAAGUAGAAGAUAGAUCUCCAGAGAAGUCAAGUUACUAAUUUUUGUGCGUGUAUGUUGUAACUGACCCGUUAUUCAUUUUCACAGGAAUCUAGAGUUGGCAAAAUGGAUCAUUUCUUUGCUUCGGUAGCCUCACUAAUGUCCAGAAGUGUCCGAAGUGCUGUGUAUAACUCUAUCACAGACCUUGUGCAAUUUUUGGGGAUGUACAAGCUCGGGAACGAUUUCACUGGGCCUUUUGAGAGGAGCCUUCCCGUACUGCCGCAGCCAAUUGUACUCACAGUGGUAAGAAUCAGUCUUUCGAUAGCCAGCAAGCAAGUUCUUCUAGAAAAGCGAAGGCGAAGGCGUCGGCUCACACGCGAACGGCAAACGAAGCGAGUUGCGAGGGCGGAAUCUUUCGCGGCUGCUCACUCGCGCGUGACAUUCUACGCUUAAGAUUUCGAAAUGGAGAGUAUAACACCUACCUCAGGGUAAGCUUAGUUGGCAGAGUAAUUUCUGAUUGAUUUUUUUUUGCUGCUAGGUCCCUGAUGUGGAAGAAAUAACUGUUGGUUUUGAGCCAGAUUUCCAAGAUGUGGUUGAAACAAUUCAUGAGAUUAUUGAUCACAUGGUGAAAAGUGUACAAGGCCUGGAGUGUGUUGAGCAUCAGUUAUUUUACGAGGAUGAAGGAAUGAAGAAGAGAUACAUCAGCAGUGUGCAACUCGAUGAAGAAAGAGUUCAGUGGGCAAGGGAAAGAGUUGCUGAGGUGGUGGACAAAAACAGUGCUGGACCUCUCAAGUAAGACUGUACUCUAUUAGCCUGUAGACUACGAGUAGUCCCCCAUUUUUCCUUAGGGAUAGUAGAGCAAGCGAAACUCGAACACGCGUGAAAAUCACCCCACGUGAGAAAAGGCGACACGCGGCGGGGAGAGAGAGAAAUUGUCUGUAGUCCCUCAUUUUUCUCCUCCCCGCUGCGUGUCGCCUUUUCUCGCGUAGGGUGAUUUUCACGCGCGCUCGCGUUUCGCUCGCUCUACUAUCCCUGAGAAAAAAUGGGGGACUACUCGUAGUCUACUAGCUUGCGAAUACAGCAUUCUCUCCUCUCUCCUUGCUGCUAGGGUCGUUUCACCAAACGUCCUGUAAGGUGAUGUUAGAAGAGACAAUUCGCAACGACGAUUUUUAGCGCAACACAGCGUUGCAACAUUGUUUCAACAUUGUUUCGAACGGCUACAACAUUGUUCCAACAUUGCAACACUUUGUUGCGCUAAAAAUCGGCGUUGCGAAUCGUCCCGUGUAACAUCGCCUUUACGGCGAGGAGGGACGCUCCACAGACACCCUACAGUCAGCUUAGUAUUGUUAAGAGUUCCUUUGACGAUUGCUUUCAACUUUUUACGUGGACUAGUUGGCAAAAAACCAUCAACAUCGCUAGAAAGAGCGUCUUUCAAUCAGUUCAUUUGCCAAGUUUUAGAGUGAUUUAUUGAAAACUUACAAACAUAUUUUCCGCAAAGUCGCGAUAACUUCUUCCAUAUGAACUGUGAGCUCUCUGUCCAUUCGAUAAGAACCCCAGCCCCGCCCAUUUAUGGCCAAACCCCUCAACAGGAACUGUUCCUCGGCAAUUUUAAGUUGCUUUUGUUUCUCAUCGAAGAUUUCGAUCAGUCUACGAACCACUUCAUUACCUGCUGACGAGAGAGUCCGAUGCGAAGACGAUGAGAUUCACUGCGGCCGACAGACAUCUACUGGAAUAUGGACGAGAAUUGCAAAACGUCUAUAACCUCUCAAACAUGGCUGCCUCAAUGGAUAUGUUCAUUCCUAUGGAGUUAUUUGUACUGGAUUGCACCAGGAUGAAAGAAGUAUGUUAUAAGAAUUAGAUCAUUUAGCCUUAUAAGCUUGUAAGCGCGCGUGAAGCAGAAGGUAUAUUUGGCUGACAAAACAGUUCAUUCUUAUCUAAGGGCUUGUUUACAUGAAGGUGGAGGACCCCAGGAAGAUGAGGUUACCCGCUUAGGUGGGGUAAAAAAAAUAACCCGCGUUUACAUGCAGUCUUACAACCCAGCCAUCUUGGGGUGCAAGUUCAUAAGAUUACUGAAUGGUCAUUAAGCGCGUAAACAAAAAAAAAAUUGCUGGCAAACGACGUGUUUUGCAGAUUAUUGCUCUUCUACUCUCACUUGCUGCUGUCGCUGUAACCUUCAGUGCUGUGACUCUCUAUUGUCACCUUUAAGAGGGCUCGAAGUUAACUUUUUAGUGCACUUGCAAAGUUUUGCUAGUAAGAUUUUUUUCCACUGGCAAACUGGUGAGAUCGCUAACAAAUUCUUUCCCUUUGUUUGAGAGACACGGAUGAUUCAAACUCGCAAACGUUUGCUAGUGGUGGAUGUUUCUCUCUCUCGCAGAUUAUCAAAAUCACUUGCAUUUUGCGAGUUUGCGAGCGUUAAUUUUAAUGAUGCAAAGCAACCGCCAAAAGUGAAUUUUGCGCGAAUUCAGUUCAGUUCGCUCAAGAAGUUCUACAUAUUUUCAAGCAAAUGGCGAGGAAGCCCAAGGGAAACCCCCGGGCUUAUAAGGAAUGGGCUCCGUCAGUAUUUGAUGUAUCACGAAGCCGACCCCGGCUAGGCGGGUUACCCCACCUUGAAACGUUUACAUGGCAAAAUUUCACGCCACCAAUCACAUAAUCGUGAUCAAAUUAAAAUGAGAAAUUAUAUGGACAGGCGGGUUACCUCACCUACCUGGGGUCCCCGACCUCCAUGUAAACAGGCGCAAACCAGUAGCACGGAUGGCGCAGUUUUCUCACCUGUGUCUCGAGUUAUUUUUUGUUAAAAUCUUUUUUCAGUACCUUGUAUUACGUGCCCGUGAUUUGGCAAGUUUGAUGACAUCCAAGCUGAUCAAGAAGAGUUUUGAGUUCAACCGCUCCAUCUGUCAGCAGUAUGAUUACAUUGUCAAUCGCAUAACAUCAUCGGCGAAGACCACUGAGGAACUUGUGGAUCUGGAAAAGUACAUCGACAACUUGAGAUCUGGACCACUAGUACAUCUGAGGGUAUGUCAGUUAUAGAACUGUUCCUACUUAUUUUUAUUUCUGAGGGAGCUUAAGCAAAGACGACGACGACGACACAAGAAAGUAAAAAAUAGUAGGAGGUUAAAAUUAGCAAAACAACAACUCUGCACGUGCAUCACGCUUUUUUCGUGCAUUUCUUUGCCCUCGUUGCACGACUGCGAGGUGAAACGGCCUAUUUUCACGUUUUCUGGAGACGUGGACACAAGACAAAAAUUUUCUAAUUCCUUUUUUAAGCUUGGAUACUGUCCUUUAGAAUUCAUCUCCAGAAAAAUUCACCAACAUUUGACCAAGUUGAACGACUGGGAAUAAGAGCGAUGAAUUUUGAAACCGCGUUAAUUCACUACUAGCGAAGUCCACCAGCGUCGUCAUCUGUGCGUUAGCUCCAAGUAGCCGUCAUUACACGACUACGACGUUAUUUCUCCUAACUUCACGUUUUAUUGAGAAGGUAAACACAAGAGGAUGACUUGUCUUUUUUUUAACUUGGGUAAGGACGUUUAGAAUUGAAUUCCAGGUAAAUAAACUCGGCCUACAUUUGACAAAUUGAACGAAAUGAAGUAUAAUGGCAGUGAAGUUUGAAAUAGCGCGAAUUCACUUUUGUAACGACGUUUUCGCUAGUGUCGCCGUCGUGAUUAGCUUUCGGCUCUCUAAUUGCGGGCGACGUCGUAGUGGUUUCGUAAGCUGCCUAUUUAUGUAGUCUAUGAGUAGCAGUUAUAAGAGUUGUUAUGUUUCUUUGUCUUCAAUCUUUCAGACCGAGCUGGAGGAUGCUGCAGACCUGGUUUUAUUUCUGAUGGAUCACACUUUCCUGGCUGAUGAUCACCUUGCGUUAAACGAAACAACAUUUACCUGGCCUGAUCGCAUUAUGCCAAUUAUUAAAAUGAGGUAUAUAUAUAUUUACAACCUGUUUAGCAAAUUGUGUUUCUUUGCCAUUCUUGGUUUGCAACCACGUGACUUGGCGGCCAUGUUGGUGGUCAAUACAAUAAAAAUUAUUUCUACAAAUUGUUAGAAAAAUGCCGCAAAGUCGAUAAAUUAGGUACUUCAAUUUAAAAGUCACGCUAUUUUCAGAAGAGUAUGACACUACUAUGAUUAAAUGUUUGUGUGUUUGUUUCAUCCAGUGAAACUCGCGUUACGCGAGAGCACGAUACUGCCAUGAACAAGCUCUUUGAUUGGCUGGCGAGGUUUGAAAUGCAGCUGAAUGAAACUCUCGUCAGUGUGAAAGAAUUUCACACCAAAGACAGAAUGUCAGAGGCAAAGACGUACUUAGCACAGCUAGAUGACCUCAAAGAUAAAGUCCAAGGAUUUCUGGAGGAGGUACUAACUAUAUUUUAACCAAUUCCUCAUAAUCGACCCGUGCCCGAAACCAACACUUUUUUUUGCAAUUUUCUCGUUUGUAUCGCUAUAUUACCAAAGGAACUUUGCGUAAAAAACCCUGAUCAGUUUAGGUUUGUGGGAAACUUACCACCUACCCCUCCCUUUAAGUCAACAUUUUGCCCUAAUAAAGUGAGAAGUAAGUGUUAAUGUUGACUUAGGGGAGGGGUAGGCGGGCAGUUUCCCAGAAACCUUAACCUAUCCAAAACGCUUUCAAAUUACUUGCUAUUUUGUGUCAUCAUUGCCACAGUCUUCUCUUGGUUCGAUGAGGGACUCGUGACGUCAGGGUAUCACCCACCUUGCAAUAGACUGUGGGUAAUCUCUUUUCUUGGAGAAAAUAACGAAGAGUAAAUUGGCUCUUGUAAAGCUUGUAAAGCAAGGAAAAUUUCUUGGGUUUCGUAAGGGAUAAUUUUUAACAGGUGAUCGGCACCGUCGUUGUCUUUACAACAAAUUAUAUCGUUUUUCGAAGCUCACGGAAGUCACUUUCCAAACUUCAUUUCGUUAGGGCUUCUUAUCAACAAAGUCUGCUUUCUCGGCAAACACAUUUCUGUCCUUUUGUUACAGAGAAAGAAAAUUAACAAAGAAGAAGACUUGCUUGGUUGUGAAGUGCGCAGUGCAUUUCCUCAAAUCCAAGACAUUAUCGAAGCGAAGGAGCCAUUUGACAAGUUGUGGCGAGCAUUGGUGACUUUCCACGACAAGCAGGAAAGGUGGCUGGCUGGGCCUAUCCUGAAGCUUAAUGCAGAAGAGAUUGAAGAAGAGGUAUUUUAAAAGUAUUUUAUGGUUCAUGUUCUUGUUUUUCCAGUAACCACGUGUUUAUUAUGGUCCAGUUUUGUCCUCUGUCUCUCGCUACGCUCUUUGGAGAUUGAGUCCCGGAAAAAAUUGAUUUGCGCAUGCUCAAGAUGAAUAAAUCACUGGAAACUCCUUAGCUUUUCGUGUGCGUUUCCUCGUCCUUUCGAAAACUGGCGUGAAAUAACACAGCGAAAUUGAUGAAAAAGUGAAUCAACAGAGACACGAUCGUAUUCGGGAAGCCUUUUCCUUCCAUUUCUUUUAAGAGGCUUCCUACGAUUAAAAAAUCUCAGGUCAACUCAGAUCUGUUGGCCCUAAAAAUGGGGCCGUUCCGGUGAGGAAAAUACAGUCCUAUUUUUGAGUCCAAUUUGGCUCCCUUAAAUCAGGGUCAAUGCAGGACAAUUACCUGUAGCUGAUUUGGUCCCAAGGGCUGAAAUGGGCCCCAGGGUGGGCUGAAAUAGCCUUUUGAUUGAGCUGUUUUGGCCUAAAUUGUGCUCAAAUGGCUCCAGAAAGGGUUGAAUCAGACUUUGGCCUGCAGGGCUGAAUUGACACUUUAGGGCUGAAACAGAGUUUAUUUCAACAGGUUUCGGAGCUAUGGAGGAUAAGUUACAAGCUAACCAAAGAGUUUGCUCACCCCGAGUUCCGCGGUCCACUCAGAGUGGCGUCCACCACUAAAGCCAGACUGGAGAACUUCAAGAUCAAUAUGCCUCUUAUCAAUGCCUUGUGUACACCUGGGAUUAAGGACAGACACUGGGAAGCAAUGAGCGUAAAGGUACAAUAUAGCCUAUCAAGCAGACAUUGAGAUCGUCAACAUAACUAUUUUUAUACAGCGUUUUUUAAAUAAGGCUUUUGAAGACGUUGUAGGUUGUGCUCAAGUGUUUCCAAUCGAGUUAUUGGAGCGAUAACUCACGCGGAAACGCUUGCUAGGCAGGCUGAAAAAAAUGUUAAUUUCUUCUAGUUUGCAUCGUUACUUGAGGUGACUAGCUAAAAAACCUUGUUCCCCUUCCUCAGCAAACCACAAUUAACACUCAACGACCAACGUGUCUUACUUGCACGCGUUUCUCGCGCUAGCACUGGCUUCAUGUAUUAGUUUUUAGUUUACAAGCUUUGCCACCAGGCAUGGAACACUCAUAGGGCAAGCUCCACUCCGAGGUCCAACAGUAACCACAACAACAAAACUAAUUACACUGCUAUUAAUAAAAAUAUCAAUACUGUAAACGAAUAGGUAGAAACAUUUUUAGAGCUAACAGAAUAAAGACAGACGUAAAGAUAAGAAUCAACAACACAUUCGUUCUGGCAAGCUGGCCAAUGGGCAACUACACCAGUGUGGCCCUUGAUUCACACACUCUUAUAGAACUAGGGGGGAGGGGGGGGGGGGUGUGUCAACUUCAUAAACACUCUUAAUCUGUUUUCUUUGAAAUUUGAUUGGUUCAUUUAGACUUAAGCGCUUUUAGAAGUAUGCAGACUAAUAACUUUUGGCUUAGACUGUGGUUUUAAUGUGCUUGAAGCUUGCCGCAACUUUUUUUCGCUUUUGAACAUUCAAACACCGAAUGUCGCUGGGGUGAUCUUUUUGAAUCUUCUUUUUUUUUUUAACAGAUUGGUUUCAAUAUCGCCCCCAAAGAAGAUACCACUUUGAAUGAGAUGCUAGUUCUUGGACUUGACAAGUUUGUAGAGGAUCUUACUGAAAUAAGUGGCCGGGCAGCGAAGGAGUUCUCUCUGGAGAAGGUGCGUAUGGUAUACUCGCUCAAACUGAUUUUUGUUUUACUACCGCAGAUACGUGACAAUCUGGUUGUAUACUUCGUUCAAACGUAUUUUUGUUUUACAACUGAGGAUUCAACCUGGUUGCAUUUGAUGUUUAAACGGAUUCUCCCGUGGCUUUUUGUUGGUUAAGCGAACGCUCGGGUGAAAAAACUUCGCUUUUCUUCGCUUUAACGUCAAUGCGCCCCAUAUUAGGGGGAAAGGUCUUUUUGAAUUUUUUCAUCCACUACAAAAAACAAAUCAUCCUCUCCCCAAGGUCUUAGGAAAAUCGCUCCAUGUUGGGAGAAACGUCUUUUUCGAUCCAGGAAUUUCGUCAUCAUCCCCCUUCUAUGGUAGUGGAUUUAAGGGGGGGGGAACUAAAGGGUAUGAAUCAUACGGAAUCUAGUAAAGAUCAUUUUUGGCCUCAUAAGAUACAAUGUCUGGUUUUGGGAAACUUAUUGUAGUUAGAUUAAAGUUAGAUUUCUUAAAACAAGGAGAAAUUGCCUCCUCAGAAGACGGAGAAAUAUAGCGCGCGAACAAGACCCACGAGGGAAUAAGACACGCACGGGAAAGCAGGUAGCUGUCCGGCUUUUUUUUACGCGUGUUCUUCCCCACGCGUAUCGCCUUUAUUUGCAUCCCAUAUCUAUCCUAUAACUGUAACACAGGCCAGGGGAAUGCCUACUUUAACUGAAAUGCUAAGUUAAGGCUAACUUUAUCCACAGACUCAAAAGUUAAUACCAAAUUUUAUAAUGUAACUGGCUAUCUGAAACUAGGCUGUGGUAAAGGAGUGCGCUUCGCUUCUCAAAUAUCAGUUAUGUUUAAUAGUUCAGUCGGUAGAGUGCUUGACUGCAGAGACAAUACGCAGGGUCUUGAAAUAACCGAGAAAUGAAGUUACUUCCUUUGCCCCGCAAAUGGCUAGACCACGGAUGACGCCGUAAAAUGGCGGUCCCUUUUCCAGAAGGAAACGUAAAAAUAAUGCUCCCAACUAGUAGUCUCUUGCUGAAUACAUUGACACUCAAAUGAAGUGCAUUUUUAAAAGAGGUACUCUUUGGACAAGUAAGGAUUGAAAAAAGGUUUCUUGAGGGAAAAUUCCACACUUGAGUGAAAGCUGAAUUUGUUAACUGUUUGUUUGUUCCUUUAAUCAGGCUCUAAGCAGGAUGAAAGCCGAGUGGAAAGACAUUGAGUUUGUGUUUGUACAGUACAAGGACACUGGAUUAAGCAUCCUCUCCGCAGUGGAUGAUCUGCAGGUAAUAUUUCAAUACUUUUCUGUGUCUUGUGUCUGUUAUUUAAGUUGUUUUGAAGCAGUGUGUCUAUAGAGAGAAGUGUGACGUCAUGUUACUAUGGUUGCAAAAUUUCUGGAUCACAACAGUAGGGGGCUUAAGCAACGAUGACGGCGACGUUAACGAGAGCGGCAGAGUGUCACUGCCACCUCGUGCUCUCGCUCGCCUAAAGGGAAGAUACGGGAUUGCUCGCGAGUGCUCUCACUUCAACCGCGGGAGAGUGUCGCUGCCACCUCGUCCCGAAGCUCGCCUAAAGAAAGAUACGGGAUUGCUCGCGAGUGCUCUCACUUCAACCGCGGGAGAGUGUCGCUGCCACCUCGUCCCGAAGCUCGCCUAAAGAAAGAUACGGGAUUGCUCGCGAGUGCUCUCACUUCAACCGCGGAGAGUGUCGCUGCCACCUCGUCCCGAAGCUCGCCUAAAGAAAGAUACGAGAUUGCUCAGAUAAGCCUGCGUUGAAGACAGACUUGUCGCUGGAGUCCCAGUUAGAGAACUCGAUAGAGCCUAUAUCGGGGAUUUAGACUGUCUGCAACACAGGCUAGCUCAGUAGUGCCCUUGUUUCUAGCGUUUCGCGGCGUCUUUGUUCACCGAUCACAUAUCAGGCGUGUGCUAACCAAUUAAAAAAAUAAGACAUUACUUACAGAGUGGGCAAGUCUCCUUCGGUAGACUGAGGCGACUUUUGAUCUUCAAACAAUCAAAUUUCACAUUCGUUUUUAUCCGUUGGCCAAAAAUGUCGCAUGUCCAAUGCUUGCUAGCCCCUCAGCACAUUUGGUUCAUUAUCGACUGAAUCUACUUGUACUUCUAUUAAACCGCUGGUCGAAAACGUUGCCCAUCCUACGCUUGGUUGGCACACAGCAGAUGUCGCGCAGAAUGUUACACGGAAUGCUCUAACUCGUAGCCAUGUCGAGUGGAUGAUAUUGCGCCAAUAUUGCACCGUAUAUCCAAAGCCUCGCCUGAAUGUAGUUAUGUCUGUUAAUUUGCAGGUUUUGCUGGAUGAUCAUAUUGUAAAGACGAUGACAAUGAAGGGAUCCCCCUUCGUCGUUCCCUUUGAGGCUGAACUGAAAGAGUGGGAAUCUAAACUAGUAAGUUUAACUCUGACUUUCUUUCCUUUUCUGUUAACUGACAUUUUUUUUUAUAAUUUUCGUGCAGUUAUUUCCAAGGUUCAAGGUUUCUGCGAUUAUUCUUCUGCCUGUUAGCUUUUAUAACCUAGUCUUUAAGGACAAAUCACCCUGGUUCACCAUUACGAAACUCGACUAGCCUUUCAGUGAAAACCUCAUUUUUGUAGAACGAAUUUCGGUAUCCUUUAUCGAGGACCAAGAAUCUGCAAUUCGUUGCCUAUUUCACUAACUAGCCCGUCCAUAUUUUUUUUCAAAAAACUGACGAAUUAUCUCAUUGAUUGUCAGUCUGGCGCUUAGUUUUUAUGUCUCUGAACACUCUUAACCAGGUAUUCAGUAAGGAAGCUCAUUAAUAUAAGCUCCUAGGUUCGUUAGGCUUCCUAGAAAUAAAUAAGUAAAUAAAUAGAGAAAUAAGUAAAUAAAUAAAUAAAUAAAUAUAUAUAUAUAUAUAUAUAUAUAUAUUUAUAGAUAAAUACCUAACUUUCCCCUCAAAUGUUUCAACCUUGUUUUGCCGUCAACUAAUGAAAUUUGUUCCUUAUAUUUUAUUUUAUCUGAUAUUAGGUCAUGUCAAAGUGUUCUUUUAUAUGUAUUUCGAUGCAGUCGCGUUCAAUACGAUUUCUGACAUUAUUUUGUUUCAGAAUCUGAUGCAAGACAUUGUAGAAUCCUGGUUAAAGGUUGGUUCCAAUUCUUUACAGAGAGUUUAUCUAACAAUAACAAAUGUAUUGUAUUGUUUACACAAUGCCUUUAUUUUUGUGCCUGUUUCAAUUCAUUGGCUCGACUCAUUUUGUCAAUAAAAUAGUUCUUCAAAAGGUUAAGAUGUACUACUAUUAGUGCCCUACCUGGAAGGAAAGCCAGUACCUCGCAGGGAGUUUCCCCUGGCAGUGUGUCGCUAUCCUGUUCCAGGCUCCAAGAUCGAGUAAACGUUGCGCGAAAACCGCGUGGGGGGCUGGGAAAGGACAGGAAGUGGAGCCUUUGCCUCUUGUUAGCAUUGUUUUCAUUACCCCAUUUCCGGUUUUUUAGCUUCCAGUAUACCGAAGAGUCAAACAAACAUGGAGAGCGGGUGAAACCCUCCUACACCGCACAUUUUGACCUUUUUAAAGGGAAUCGGUUUUUUUGCAAUUCGUUUGAAAAGUGGGCGGACUAAUGUAUUUUAAGAGGUGCUUAUUGCCUCUCCCCGUCUCUCUUCCUGCUGUUUUUCGCUCGCUCGAUUUUUCGCUGCUCGAUCACUUUUUUCGCCGGUCUGCACUGACCUUGCGUCCGGUAUAGGCUAGUUUGUCACUGGUUCCUCUGGGCGGAGAAAGGGCUUUAGAACCAAACUUGCUUUUCGAAGCAGACAAUGCGAUUUCUUGAGCAAGGCUCGACCGCUUGACAUCCAAAUGCGGAGUUGGACAAGCUAACCUGUACAUUACCUCCUCUACCAAUCGUCUCCAAGACUAGUUGUAGGCGUGGCUGACUUUGAUUUCCACAUAUCCUGAAAAUUGCACGCAUGACUAGUUCGCGCUGACCUCACCAACACUUUGAACUCUUAAGUUUUUACUCAAAAUGGUCUAUUUCCCCAUGUUUUAUUUUCUGGUGUACCCCAGCGUUUCAAGCUGAUUUCCUGGCCUUUCCCUUGUCAUUAGGUUCAAGCGUCAUGGCUGUAUUUGGAACCCAUUUUUUCCUCCGAGGACAUUCAAGCACAAAUGCCUGAAGAAGGAGAGAAGUUCCGUACGGUCGACCAAUACUGGUUCGUUAUUUUUUUAUUAUUUUUGCAAAGUUUACCACAACUAGAAAGAAAAGACGCCUAUCUGCUGGGGUUAGCCUUCCAAAAAAAGAAGGAAAAGAAAGCGUAGUUGUGCGUCGAUUGGGGAGUGAAACACAAAACUAUUGGUUUUAUCGACUGAUCAUGGGUUGAUUAAGCCAGUUCUAUUAUCUCAUGGGAUGGAAACGCAGUUUAGCUGUAAUCUGUUAAACUGCGUUGUUAGCCAAAUUAAUGAGCUGAAUUGCUAGGCUUGUUGUUUGUAUUCCUGCGCUGAAGUAUCGUUUUCUUUGUGGUUAAAUAUCUCAGGAGAAAGAUCAUGACUGAAUCAGUAAAGGAUCCACAUGCUUUGGUGGUGACGGCACAGUCUCAAAUGUUAGACAAGUUACAGUUGUCAGAGGUAAGGCGGGCUUCUUUGAUGUUUCAUAAUGCGGUACUAGGUAUGGUGAGCAAGCCCACACCCAUUUUACAUAAAAUUGGCCACGCUGUAAACUAUGGAAUGAAUGCGCAAAUACAGCCACAUUGCAGUGGAUGCAUAACGCCUAGUGACGCAAUACGUGCUCUGUCUGUUCAACACUCUCUAACUCAUUGAACCGGUCUGAAACGUGGACAAUAACCUCAUGGCAACAGCAGCCCUUAGACGGAAAAAAUCCUAACUUACUCCGACGUGUCCAAAAUAUCCAUUUUCACAAGAAGGGCUGUGCACAUGGCCUUAUUUUGAAAUUGGAGAUUUCUGGAACUCGGAAAUGGCCUAGUGCCAUCUCCAAUGAACUUUUUUAGCUUCUAUGUUUUGUUUUCCCUUUUCAGACCACGUGAUGGCACCUCGGAGAACUGUUUCUUUCAUAUGUCGUUCUGUGAAGGUGCAUUUCUCGAGGGCCAAAUGAUGAUAAUGAUGUGCAACUGGUGUUGCUCAUUUCAAUCAGGCACAAUACACAAUUCAACACUUGCAUAGUCAUGCCGUAUAGUACAAUGCUGGUUUUUUUUUUCGGCUGGCGAAGUGGCCCCGUUACUUACUUCUCUCCCUUGUUAUUUAGAGCCUUCUUGAAGACAUACAAAAAGGAUUGAAUGAAUACUUGGAGAAGAAACGCUUGUUUUUCCCGAGGUAUUGUUUCAAGUUUCGUUUUCUUUCAAAACACGCUAAUACCAGUGUUUUUUCGUUUACUGCUGAGGCUUUUUCCUCAUUGUUUCUACACUUUCUUGGUGUUUCCUUCAUUUGCUACCCAACAGAGUUUUGGAUAAUAGAGUCACUUGUUUGUCAAAUCUUUCUGGUAUUUUACGCUUAUUGUGUGGAUGACAUUUGACUCUUCCUUUGCGCCCAAGCUAGCGUGAUGGAACUCGACCACUCUGCUGAGAGCGCUUUAUCAUUUUAUUUGGCCGGUUCACGUCGGAAAAUUCUCAAUACUGUGAAAAUUCUACCUCGUAUUUAGGUUUUCAUUUUUUUCUAUCAGUUUAAUAGUAGAGGACCCUCCUUGAAUGACUCAGUGAGUGACUCCAAUGAAUCAUUGAUUGUUGGAUGAAGUACUGUUUAUUUCUUCUGCUUCGUAGAUUCUUCUUUCUAUCAAAUGAUGAACUGCUGGAAAUUUUAUCCGAAACUAAAGAUCCCCUGAGAGUCCAGCCUCAUCUGAAGAAGUGUUUUGAGGGUAUCGCCAAGUUAGAGUUUGACGAGCGCAAAGAGAUCAAUGCUAUGAUCUCUGCUGAGGGAGAGACGGUCAAGUUCGCGAGGAAGAUUGUUCCUGGGCAUGCGCGUGGCUUGGUGGAGAAAUGGCUGUUACAGGUUGUGUAGAGUAAAUUAGGGACGUUUAUGCGAGCGACGCACAUCUACCGGAAGUGAACUUUUGUCAUCGUGGUGCGUUAUUCUGACCACAUUUUUGGGCAAAUCGUCUCUUUGAGAGAAAAGAUACUUAGGGAUACAAAUUUGGUAUUGUCAAGGCAUAUUAAAAUGGAAAAAGAGGUCACUUCCGAUUGACUUGCGUCGCUCGAAAACAGCAUUGCCUAAACUCCCUAUUGUCUAGCUUUUGUAGUUGCUUAAUAGUUUACUCUUCAGGGAAAAAGGAACAAAUGGUGAGAUGUUCGUAUCUUAUCUCCUGCGUUGCAUUUCAAGCUAAAUUGCAAAAAAAAAGGAAUCUGCAGAACAAAACGGAACAAGUCGUUUGGGAAUGUAGUGGAGAAUUUUGCGAAUGGAGUGGAUUGCCUUCAGUCAUUCUGCAAAAUUUAGUUUUCUAGCUGUUGGUUCUUUUAUGUCGUUUUAUCACUUGUGGCUUAAACUCAUUAUGAUGUAGCAUAGGUUGUCUUAGUGUGCUUUCUAAAAGUCAGAAAGAAAUCAUAAGUAUGAUUUCAGACCAAAAUUGAUUCAUAACAGAUGUGAUUUAGAGCAAAACGUAGUGUAAUCACACAGCUCAAAGCCAAUCAAAUUGUAGGGAUCACCAUUGGUUUCAAAAUGGAUAAUAUAAUAAUUACUAAAACCUAUCACUGCCGUGCAUAUCAUUGAGGCUUGAUUAAUAGUGGAUAAUGGAUAAUCUUGAUUAAUGGUGGAAUUCGUCUGACGACUAGACCAAUAUGGCCAGCCAGUUCUGACAAAUCAAAUGGUGAGCGCCCGUAUAUUCAGCAGUUUUGAUAUGUUAACUAUUUUACCUUAAAAGUCCUGUCUUGUUCCCAGGAGUAACUAACGGGCAGAAAACAGAGAAAGAAGGGCAUUUUGGUAAGGAUGCAAAGUGGCCCCAAUGCAUCCUUCCCAACACACCAUGCGUGCCGCUUUCGAGCAACAGGGAUGCCUGGGAACGAGCGAGCUCAUAGUCUACCUUUUCUUUACCUUCUCAUUGUUCCUUUUAAUAUUUAACUAUAGCUGGUGCGACAUCGGUAAAAAUUUAACCGACGAAAUAAUGCAGAUGAAGAUGAAAACGAACCGGAUGCAAACACGUUGUAAACUUACGUUCAAAUUGUUGAAUGACAGAUUGAACAGGUGAUGAAACUCAGUCUUCAAGAAGUGAUGUCUGAAGCGGUUAACGCUUAUCCACUAAACCCCAGGACAGAAUGGGUGCUAGCCUGGCCUGGACAAGUGGUACUGGCUUCCAGUAUCAUAUACUGGACUAUGGAAGUUACUCAGGUACCAGUCGAACAGACACGUUUCCCUAAUGACUGACUAAGAGUCACCCUUGGGGAGUGGCUCAUUGACUGCUAAAUAGAGUUAUCGUAACAUGUGGGGUUCCUCAAGGGUCGGUCUCAGGCCCCCUACUAUUAUUACACCGUAGUAGUAUUAUACACCGCUCCUAUUGCUGACAUCAUUAAGCCUCAUCAUCUACAGUACCACUUCUAGAAAAUGAAGACGAUGAAAGAGGCAAAUCAGAUCUAUCCCACGACAAAUUGGCCUCAAAAUCGCUUCACUUAUUCAUGUGUCAAAAUGACCGUUUAGUAAACGUGAGCACAGUAAAAAUAACUUUUUACAGUAUUUAAGUGAAAUGAUUUCCGGGACUUUGGUAGAUGACCGCUUUAUGGAGGGUGACCGCUUAAUAGAAGUUCGCUUAAUACAGUUGACUUUACAUACUUACAGACAUAUACUUAUUUACUGACUGGCUCUGUUACUAAGAUCGCACUUUUUUGCAAAACGUUUGUAGGCGAUGUCAGAGAAAGAUGGCUUGGAGAAUUACUACAGGAAAAGUACUAAACAAAUUGAGGAUAUAGUCGAGCUUGUUCGAGGAACACUGUCUACAAUGUCACGAAUCACCUUAGGAGCGCUCAUAGUUAUUGAUGUCCAUGGUAUGUUGACUAUUCCACUCGAUUGCCAUACUUACAAGGCCAAAAUUCAUGAGCAAUGUAGUUUAAACUGUCAUAAAUUGUGUCUCGCAUUCUUUUUCGACAGAUGAACUGACGAACAGAAGAGUUUGCAAAACACAUAAAGAUGCAAACAAGUGGCUUCAAACUUGAUGAAAUACGAUUUAUUAGGGCUGAAAAGAUCAUAGAUAAAUUAUAGUCAUGAUAGAAAGGAUUGUAGAUUGUAGAUUCGGAUGAGUUGUCGGUUACCUACUGAUUAUCCCUUUUUGUUUCGUUUUCAGCGCGUGACGUGGUGGCGAAGUUGAAGGAAGAUGGCGUGACAAAUCCAAACGAUUUCCACUGGAUUAGUCAAUUGCGUUACUACUGGGAAGCCAAGGCUGUGAUGGUUCGAAUGAUCACCACAGCCGUUAAAUAUGGCUACGAAUACCUUGGCAACAGCGGGAGACUAGUUAUAACACCUUUAACAGACAGAUGUUACAGGUUUGUUGUGUCUUUUAGAUGGUUACCAUUUGAACCCGUCGGCCUUAAAACCCCUUGGAGACUUCAUGAAGUUUACACAACGCAGUAUUCCUUAUCCCUCUUACACUACACAUCCACAGUACAAGGGAAGCCGAAGCGAUCAGGACUACUACGUUGUGUAACUGCAUAAGGGGUCCCAAGGGUUUUUAGGAUAAUGGGAUCUAAAACUGACCAUUUUAGGAAACGUACACUUAUUACCUUCCAAUGCCAUGCUCAGAUUUCACCUGUAUAUUCAAACUCAAAGUAGAUCGACUGCAAAUUAUAGUAGUUGCUAAAACACAUAUCUACCUGUCCCAACUGUUCAUCAAUAGGAUGCCUAAAAUGCGUCAAUGUAGUUGUAGAAUUAUCGGCAUCAGUGGGAAUAGUUUGCUAGCGUAAGCCCUUAUCCAGUAUUGUCCAUUCUCAGUUUAAGAAUAUCUGCCAUUGUUUUCUAGAUCAUUGUACCUCUGUUAUUAUGUUGUGGUUUUACUUUGGGGCAACAAGUAGCUACAAUCGGUGACAAAAUUGUUGAGAAGGGGUAACUUCGGAGAACAAAACAAUCCCCACCCCUUCCCCUCCCCUCCAUUCAAAGUUGAGGUGUUCGUUGUUUUCUGCAGGUAGCACGAACAGCAGCGCAACGUUACGUGGAGAGGGUAGGGGAGGGAAAGCUUUGAUUCCCUUUUUUACAUUGGCUAAAAGUUAGAGGGCCUCUCAGAGCCAAGUGUCCUAAAUAAUUUUGCCGCCUAUUGUAGCUAUGUUCGUGUUAAUUGAUAAUCCUGUGUUGUGUUAAGUUGGAACAACACAAGCUCGCAUGUGCUCUCAGCGGUUUCAAGCUUUUGUAACUUGUUCCUUUUAUAUCUCCUUGUUUACAGGACUCUGAUGGGUGCUCUGCUGUUAAACUUGGGAGGGGCCCCCGAGGGACCUGCCGGGACAGGCAAAACAGAAACCUGCAAGGAUCUUGCAAAAGCAGUUGCGAAGCAGGUACGGCUGUCAACAUCGCUGUUGGCCAAAACGCCAUACUAGUAAAAUGGCAUAUAACACCAAAUGAAUAAGUAUUAGGUGAGGCACGAGGCCCACACUACGGCCAUUAUUUCCAGCUCAGUAGCUUCAGAGAAACACCCAAGAAUACUGCUACAUCCGUGGUUGGGAUACCUUUACAUUCCACAGUGACCUGCAGCAGUUUGUUCGCGGUACCCAUUGAUACACCCAAGUGGAAAGAGUCCAUUUGAAACAAAGACGCUUGUCAAUGCUUGGCUUGUUCAUGUCCGAAGCCGGACCUACAGAUCUGAACUCCGGCCUGUACAAGAAAUAAAUUGGAAUUCAACAACUAAAAAGCUAAAGAAUACUUAAAAUACAAUCCUUUUAUAAGACUUGCUUUAAAGCGUAAGGGUAACUGGCUUGUUUGGGUUGUCAAACGUUUCGAAGAUUCUUUAACUCUGGGCAGAAGAUUGUAUAAAGGAUGGGUAGCCCUGUGGUUAAUUGCAACAUCGCAUAUCUUGUUUGUGUCUGACUCAAAGGAAAAGAAUGGUGUUUUAAGUCAAAACGUCCUCUAACCUCGUUACUCAUGUUUUGUUUUCCCACAGUGUGUAGUGUUCAACUGUUCGGAUGGACUGGACUACAAGGCCAUGGGAAAGUUUUUCAAGGGACUCGCACAGUCAGGAGCCUGGGCAUGCUUUGACGAAUUUAACAGAAUUGAACUCGAGGUUAGCUAGCCUGUGCAAUAUAGCCUGUGGUUACAUCGCUCUGGCUUCGGAAACAGUCGGGAAGUGUCUCAAAGACAGUAACUCGACUGAAGUAACAACCAAGCCGUUGCAACAGAACGGGAACGUCAGUUGACGACGGGAAAGGACUGAACUCGACUUCUGGUGCCAAAUUUACCGCCUUUCCAUUGGUCAAGCCAGUUGUUUGAUUUGCGCGGCCCGUCAUCAACUGACGUUCCCGUUCUGUUACUAAAUCAGCCUACUGACCGGAGUAUUGCGACGGGCAUUAUUAAUCAGUUUCUUGAAACCUUUAUAGGAAACAAGUUGGCGAACAAGGACGCGUAACUGACAUUAUCAUUCGAUGCAAAUUUUUCUUCCUUUUCAUUGGCCGAAAGCCGACCACGUGACCUGCAAAUAACUGCCUACAAAUAAUGGUCUGCUCAUGCGCAAUGUCGUCCAACUGUGUUUGGCUGCAAAUAAUAUUCUGCUCAUGUGUAAACGAAACCACGCUUUUCUCCUUCUUGCGAUCGUUCUUGUGUGAAAAAAGGCAGAUCGCUUCGCUUCCCGAAGAUGGUCGUUAAAAAACAAACUUAGUGAUCGAAUGAUAAAACAAUUAUGUAACUCGGUUAUCACAAAAUAAUUGUUAAUUAUUAACAAGAUGAACUAGACUGAAUGCUACGUGUGUUUUCAGGUGCUGUCAGUGGUUGCUCAACAGAUCUUGACUAUUCAGCGAGCCGUCAUGGAACAAGUCGAUAAGUUUGUGUUUGAGGGAACGGAAAUUUCUUUGGACCCAUCUUGUACCAUCUUUAUUACCAUGAACCCAGGCUAUGCGGGACGCGCUGAACUUCCCGAUAAUCUGAAGGUAAGCUCAAUCAUAUGCAUCGCACUUGCGGAGUUCUACUUAAUAUACCCAUCGCCUUCACCGAUCAAGCACCUCCUUUCUCCUUAUUUCCUCUUGAUAUCAGUGUGUAUCUUCUUUACACUGUUGUCCGUUGAUUUCCAGUAGUUAUGACAAGGAAAAUUUGUUUGACAAUCAGGGACUGUUUUUCUCGUAGAUCAUCACCUAUCACUAGAUGUUCUAGUCUUCUCAGAUAAGGGCGAUAAACAGUAGGCCCCGUUUAAGGAGGCAGCAUGGCCGAUUGGUUAGAGCGCUGCACUUGCUAUUCGGAGGCUCCUUGUUCAAGUCCCGCUCUGACCACUACCUGGAUUUGUUCACGGUAGUCACGAGUUCAAAUCCUCGGCCACGCUUGUAAAUAGCCAGCUGGUUUGCCUUCGGCCAUUUGGGAUUUGAGUUGAAUUAUUUGUUUCAGGCAUUCAGGCACUCGGCCCCACUAGCAUUAGUGCUAUAAAAUACCGCCGAAGGUACUGAUAACGGAAUUAUUUAUUUUAUUAUUUUACGACCCUUGCACAUAUAAAUUCUGUGGGACGUUGAACCCACACACUGUUCGGGAGACGUAGGCCGACUAUCUAUUGGGGGGAGGGGUCUGUUACGGGCCCCUAGUAAUUGGCGUCAUCCGCUGUUGCGGUGACUCUGCGAAAUUUGGCGAACCUUAAGUAAAUAAAUAAACUAUUUGCUCAUGUCCCUAAUGUUUCCGUGAAGAAUUCCCCUUCUUGAUGGCCUCUUUUAACCUGUUAAACAGUUACUGACGUUUUAGAGACCUUUAGAUUCUAGGACGAGAACGACUACGAGGACGAGUUUUGACACCUCGGAAAACUUCAUUGUACUUUUUUGCUACCAGAAAAGUCAGCACUGUUAUCUUUAUUGAAAGAGGUUAAGCCCUUUCUCGAUUGCAAAAUAAUAAAACUUCUAACAUUUGGUAACUUGUUUCCGCCACUACGACAUACUCGCUAAAACCCGUAGUAGAAUGACGACGGCUACCACAUUUUCCCGCCAAAAUGACGCUGACUCACGCGUGAGAAAAUCUCGCACUCGUAGUCGUCCUCGUCCUAGAAUCUAAAGCUCCCUAUUUUUUAUCAAUAUUUAUAGGUUCUCUUCCGCACAGUUGCCAUGAUGGUUCCAGACUAUGCACUGAUUAGCGAGAUCAGUUUGUAUUCCAUGGGAUUUGUCAAUGCUCGAAGCCUUUCCGCCAAGAUCGUGGCAGUCUACAGACUCUGCUCUGAACAGGUGCGUUGACAGUUAUAUUUCCUACCUGAAAAAAACCUUAGUAGUCAUAACUUAAGACCCCUCAAAGGCCCCUCUCUGGGGUGGUGUGAUCAAGUGGUCAGCGCGUUGGACUCGCAAUCCCGCGAUCUCGGGUCGAGUCCCGAUGUGACCACUAAGUGACGGACCAUUACAAAAGUGUAGGGGGAGGUGGUGGAGUUUCUACUUUGUAUGUAAAUGUUUUUUGGUUCACCAUGUGUGAAUGUUUUUUUACGUGAAUUUUUUUCAUGUAUGUUUUUUUUCCCCAACCCUGUCACUUUUCUAGCUUAUUGUCGGUCCCUAACUGGAGUUGUUAGUUCUUCAGUACCCUUGUAAAUAUCCAACUGGUUGUCUCUUGCCAGUUGUCGGUUUUAGCCAUUUUAUGUUUCAUUGAGCUUAUUUGCGUGGGUUCUUUUCCGCUAUCAUAAUCAAAGAUUUGCAUUUACAUAUUUUGACUAGAUGUACAGUCUAUUUUUAAAAAGAACGUUUCCAUUUGCUCAUAAAGGAAGUAAGCGCGCCUACACUUUUACUUCUCUGUGCGUCAACUCCCUUUAUUCUAUAAUGAGAGGCUUUUUCCGUUGUGCUCUGAGGGAUUAGAUGGAUUCGAUAUAAAGGCAGGCAAUUUCUAUUUACUGAUCAAAAAUGUUUCUUUGAGAUUUUUGAUUGAACGGUCUGCAAAGUAGUUUUUACGAUUCCAACAAUACCGAAAGGCGAAAAUCACAGUACAUUAUGUGAUGCAAACGUGACUGGAUCGUUAUACGUGAGCAAAUAUAGAUCUGACUGAACUUGAACUUUCUUUAUCGUUUACUUUUUAAACAGGUGCACGCUACUGCCAGUCACUUUCAUGCGCUUAAUCGUGUAAAUGAACCGCGCGAGUGCGCUGUAAAAUCGCUACCUUUAACCAGGAGAGGUAAAUUCACGCGCGACGCUCCGCGCAUUAAAGAACUACUACUAGCCUACCGGUAAAUAUUAAGGAGCACGAUGCCGUUAGAUAGAUAGAUAGCUAGAUAGGUAGACACCUUUAUUUAAACCAUACCUGUGAUUUCUGAGGACUACCUUCAGGGAGACUACAAAGCAUCCCUGCUAUCAGUAGGAGCCCUGAGGUCACUAACUAGACAAAAGAAUGGAUUUUUAGUUUCUAUCAUUCCAUGAAAACGGAAAUUUCACCGUGUCAAAUUCAAGACACCACUAAGGUUAAGUUUGCCUUUUCUAUCUCAAUUUGAAAAUAUUCCUACGAAUUUACACAUUGGAGGUUUCGAUCACGUAAGACAAACAGAACAAGAUGAAACAAUUCAAAGAGAUCUUAUCCAUGGCAUUGCUGUCCUAGCUUGUCAAUGGUCAAUAAUAACAAAAGCAAAAUACCGCUUUACCAUGAUGCGAUACUCUUUAUGUCGAAGGUAAAUCAUUCUCAACGUAAGCCAGUGUUCAAACUUGUUCGAUUCUGAAAAUUGCCUUUGUUUCCUAUCUCUAAUAGAAAAACUUGUUCAACUUGAGAACGGAUAUGACCCACAUAAUACACCAAAUUCUACGUAUAUGUUGCAGUUAAUUUUUGAUUUCAAUUGAUUUUUGUAUUUUCUUUGUUUUCAAAUUCAUUAGCAAUAUUACCAUAUCCCUAAACAAAGCCGGAAAGAACCUUCAUUUACAGAAAUAGAAAAUUAACCGCAAUAUGCUAUGAUGUAGUGUAUAUAUUCUGGUCACAAAAUAAAGUAAUAAUUUGCCUACUUAAGGUUUACACAUUUCAUUUCUAAUGUCUUGAAAUAGGUUAAUUGUGAGUUAAUAUUACUGAGUAACUUGAAUCUGACUCGUUGCCAUUAUUUUUGUUGAUUAUAGUACUAGCGGUUUUGACUUUGUAAUUAAACUUCAUUUUAUUUAUAUUCGCUUGAGAUCAUCUGGUUUUUUCAGUUUUCUGUAAAAUGAAUUUUGGUCUCUAUCUCGUUUGAUUAAACCCAUUUCUAAAACUUAUCUCUUAAUACAGCUGAGGGUACUGCCUGCAGUCAAUAAAACUUCAUUUUACGUAAGAAAGUGUGUUUAGUUGUAAGCAGCGUUGCUGAUAUGGGCCUAACCACAAACACCGAGUGAUGGAAUAAACAAUGAAUAUUGUAACGAUGUUUAGCAACCAGCAGGUCAACUAAAUUUGUAUCAUAUCGUAUAAUUUGACAAAAAUCGACGAGGGCAAUAUGUGGCUAUUCAAUAAUUGAUUUGAAUUGUGAGGGAAAGUCACACUGCUGUUGCAACUGACAGUUAUUUGAUUAAAAACCGAUAUUGGCAGGUUGAGUGAUAUUUAGAGUUCCGAAGCAAACAGGAUGUUAUCAAAACUUCGCUUUCGUCUAGUCAUAAACCACUUGCACGAAGCACCAUGAGAGUGGCUUAUAUGGUACCUUGAGUCAAUCGAAAGGGCAUAGAACUUUAAGCAGACGCGUGAUGAAUUCCACAGAUGAGCAAAAACACAUUUCAGAUCAUCAUCGAGAAACCAUCGUCUUCACAAACUGCGCAUUGAAUGUUCCAUUUAUGCUUGUAGCCGUGAUAGGAAAUGCUUUAGUCUUGGUGUCCAUGUUAAAAACACCUUCCAUUCGCUCGAUGUCGAAGACUAUGCUUGCUAGUCUCGCGUUUUCAGAUCUUCUUGUUGGUCUUCUGGCACAACCACUUUUCAUCGCGGAUGAACUUCAAAGCUUGAAGAAGAAAGAUCCCAUCUUAUACCGUCUGUCAGCAAUGAUAGGGUUUUUCGUUGGCGGAGUAUCUCUCGGUACAAUAACAGUCAUCACUGUGGACCGUUUGUUGGCCCUGCACUAUCACAUGAGACAUGUCCUCAUUGUCACUAAGACUCGUGUCAAAUACACCCUAGGAAUUAUCUGGCUUGGUAUGUUCCUUUCUUUAGGAGUUUACCUUUGGGACAAGUACAUAUUUCACUUUAUGGGAGGCAUUUUCUCUGCAGUGUGCAUUAUAAUUUGCACGUUUUCUUACAUUAGAAUUUAUCGCAUUGUUCGCUAUCAUCAACAUCAGAUUCACGUUCAGCAAAACGCCGUGGAAAAUGCAAGCGCGGGAAUCCAAAUACCUCUGGGGCGAUUAAAGAAAAGUGCAAUGAGUACAUUCGUGUUUUACUUUUGUAUGAUCGUGUGUUAUUUUCCCUACUUUGUGUUACUGACCUUGUUCGGAACAUUGCGGAUCGAAUGGAAACCGGAGUGGACAUUUUCUACGACUUUUGCGUGCAUGAAUUCGGCCAUCAAUCCAGUGUUGUAUUGCUGGCGUCUUUGCGAGCUCAGAGAAGCAGUAAUCAAAACAAUAAAACUGCUGUUACCUUUUCGUACAAAUGAAACCGGAGCAAGGUUCGAGGUGACUCGUAUUUGAAUCAGGGCAGUAUCAUUGAGUAUGACUUUAUUAGGGCUUGCGUCCGGUACUCAGCAAGUAAAUUUCUACAAUAGUAGCAGUUGCUAAAUCCUUCUAUUCAUUGUUGAAGUCGUUGUCCAAGCAAAACGUCAGUAGAAAAAGCUAAGUAAGACAUCUAUUUUUGCCUUGGUUCUGAAACGACUCACAACGUUUCCAUACCAGCUAAAGGAGGGAAUAUCUGCUUCUACAGGCGUUCUUCUUUCACGCAGCCUGGUCAAAAUGUUUUACAGUUGUAGGCAGGACAAAAAACUGGACAAUCAGAGUAUCAUGCGGCAAAGGCCAAUACUUGCGUUACUCUUGUUUAAUGUUAUAAGAUUUAAGUGUGGAGUAGGCGGCAAAUAUUCUACAGGAAGCGACCAAACCAGCGGCUCAUACUGACUGGGUUAGCACGAAUGACAAUCAUGUUAACAAUUUAACAAAUGUUAUUCAUUAAAAUAUCUACACGACUUUUUCGACUGUUGACCUUUUUUUAUGUGUGCGCUUUAACUUGAUAGCAUAUUAAAAGCAUAUUAAAUCUACAUUUCUUGGCCAUGCAGCCGUUCAUGAAAGGACCAAAGUCGUGAAACGUGACACGUGUCUGAAAUUUAUUUAUAAUAGAACAUUUAACAUAUCAGCAGUUGUGAAUGAUGUACAGCAGGUUUAAGUAAAUAUAUUUGUGGAAUUGUAGGACUUGACACCACCUGCUUGAUAUUGGCAUAGUGCAUUUCGUAACCUCUUACUUCUAGAUUCAGUAUUGGCACAUGCAUGUAAUGUGGAUUAAUGAACUGAGUCUUGCGUGGUGACCAUUCAAAUGAAACCUCUUCAGCAAUACUUUCACACGGCCUUAUUUGUUAAUUAUCAAUGUGCUCUAACUUUUGUGUCUUUUGCCGAAAUCCCAUAGCAAGUGAGCGUAAAUGAUAGCUUUUAAUUAUUGGCGGACCUUUUUUUGUAAAACUUGUAAUGAUAACCAAAUUAAUGGCAAGAAUACAAAUGUAGUUACGGACCCGUGGCCCGGGGGGUGGACUCCAAUAUGAAACAGGCGGGGAUGCUCGUCGUCUCGCUUAGGGGUCUAAAUUUUGGAUUUUGGUCUCGCUUAGGGUGUUCCGGGCAAAGCGUCAAUAUUUUAAGCCGCCAAGGUCUCGUUUAGGGUUCCGCGAAGAACUUGAGAUUUAUGAAAAUGCUUUUAAAAACUACUUUUAGAUAAAAUCAUUCGAUGAUUAUGUCUUUAUAUCAUUAAAACUCAUUGCAUGUCGUAUUUGUGUGUUUUUAAGCGGUCUCUUUUAUUAAUUGGUCUACUUUAGGGGUCAUAGCCACGCCCAGAUGGUCUCCUUUAGGGGUUAAAUUCAAAAUUUCCGACGAGCAUCCCCGUCUGUUUCAUAUGGGAGUCCCCCCCCCCCCACCCCGGGACCCGUGGAGGACGCGGGGGAGAUGGGGUGGAGACGUAUGACAUUUCAGACUAUAUUAAACAGUUGAUAAGGUGAUUUUCGGUUUAUGACCCUUCUUCUUCAGUGUGAGAAAAGAAGAACCGUUGUAGGUUUGUGUUCUUUUAAAAAAACAUUUCACGCUUUUUGGUAUUUCUUUACUGAAUAUCACCUCAUAACGAAACAUUUAAGGAUAAAAAGCAACGCUAUUAAAUCAUGACUUUUCAUAGACUCUUUCAUUUGUAUUUGAUAAAGGUGACAUGUCGUCGCCGAAACGUCAUGGCUUAGUAGCGUUGCUCUUUAUCCUUAAUUGAAUAUCACCUCAUCAGCUAUCUAAGUACAUGUGCACGCAUCCUUGACGGUUUUUCCGUUUAAAAUUCGUAUAAGAAAUAGUCACGUACUACAAAAUAUGGAGAGAAAUUUCAUCAGUAACAGUCAUAACAUAAUGAGGCAUUUUUAUCAGUUUUCAUGCGUGUUUACUUCAAAACUCUCGGCAUAAGUUAUCGUUGUGACACGACACGGCUGAGUUUCUUUCAGUUCUGUUUUUUUUUUAUGGGCGGAAAUAAUCUAAAACGUAAUAACUAUAGUAGGAAUAAACAGCCAAACGGAAUCAUUGUGAAGCGGUUUAAUAACCUGCAAAACGUGUUUAUCUACAGAGUUCAAAACGGGAAACUGGCCGGGGAGCGCGGAACGAGCACGUGGGGUAACCCCCCUGGCCGGGCUCGGAUUCAUGUAACAUCAAAUUCGCCCCAAGUUUUAACUAACUGCAAUUCGGGGAGGUUUUGCUUUAUUAAAAGUUAAAAUAAAAGCCACAGCACUGAAAGGUUGCAGUAAGAGUAGCAAUUGAGAGUAGAAGAACAUUCAUCGCCAAAACACGUCGUUUGCGAGCCAUUAUUUUUGUUUACGUGCUCAGUGCUCAUUAAUUAAUCUUGAAAAGUAUCCCCGGGAUGGCAAGGUUGAAAGAUUACAUGUAAACACCUCCAUGUUAGCCUGUGAACAAGCUCUUUGUUUGAGGAAGGGGUGGAAAAAUCUCGAGGAGAGCACCCUUUCCCUUCGCUCUCCUCGCGAUUUUUCCAUUCUUUCUUCAAACAGAGAGCCUGUUCACAGGCCACCUCCAUGUAAACAGGCCCUAUGUCACACUAACUUAUAAAUCGGCGGCCGAAAUCCUAUGGUGUUACCAUUCAAAUGCAACCUCUUCAGCAGUACUUUCACUUGGUAGUAUUUAUUUAGUAUGUAAUCCUAAAUUUUGAGUCUGUGGAUGAAAUCCCAUGGUGUUACCAUUCAAAUGAAACCUCUUCAGCAGUACUUUCACAUUGUGCUAUUAGUUUUGUAUGUGGUUCUAACGUUUGAGUCUAUGGAUGAAAUCCUAUGGUGUGACCAUAGGAUUCAGCAGUACUUUCACGGCACAUGGUACUAUUUGUUUUGUAUGUGGCUCUAACUUUUCAGUCUGUGGAUGACAUCCUAUGAAGUAACCAUUCAAAUGUAACCUCUUCAGCAGUACUUUCACAUGGUACUACUUGUUUUGUAUGUGGUUCUAACCUUUGAAUCUGUGGAUGAAAUCCUCUGGUGUGACCAUUCAAAUGCAACUUCUUCAGCAGUACUUUCACAUGGCACUAUUUGUUUUGUAUGUGGUUCUAACUUUUGAGUUUGUUGAUGAAAUCCUAUUGUGUGACUAUUCAAAUGAAACCUCUUCAGCAGUACUUUCACAUGGCACUAUUUGUUUUGUAUGUGGUUCUAACUUUUGAGUUUUUGGAUGAAAUCCUAUUGUGUGACUAUUCAAAUGAAACCUCUUCAGCAGUACUUUCACGUGGCACUAUUUGUUUUGUAUGUGGUUCUAACUUUUGAGUUUGUGGAUGAAAUCCUAUGGUGUUACCUUUCAAAUAAAACCUCUUCAGCAGUACGUUCACGUGGUACUAUUUGAUUUGUACGUAGUUCUAACUUUUGAGUCUGUGGAUUAACUCCUAUGGUGUUACCAUUCAAAUGAAACCUCUUCAGCAGUAUUUUCACAUGGUACUAUUUAUUUUGUACAUAGUUCUAACUUUUGUUUCUGUGGAUGAAAUCCUAUGGUGUUACCUUUCAAAUGAAACCUCCUUAGCAGUACUUUCACUCGGUACUAUUUAUUCAGUAUGUGGUUCUAAAUUUUGGAUCGGUGGAUGAAAUCCUAUGGUGUUACCUUUCAAAUGAAACCUUUUUGGCAGAACUUUUGCAUAGUACUAGUCAAUGCUUAGGAUUUUAAAAAAAAGAAAUGUCUGUGAUUAUUUAUUUAUUUAUUUUUACCAUUACUAGGAAUGAAAGGGUUAAGAGAGAGAUCUCUGUGCCAUCAAUACGUAGCUGACUGUGUGUUUUUUCUGUUAAACAGCUAUCCUCGCAGCAUCAUUAUGAUUAUGGCAUGCGAGCUGUGAAGUCUGUUUUGACCGCAGCUGGAAACCUGAAGCUGAAGUACUCUGAGCAGGAUGAGGAUAUUUUACUGCUUAGAUCAAUUAUGGACGUCAACCUACCCAAGGUUCGGUUUGUUUCACCUGCAUCCCAUUUAGCUUGUAACAGCGUUCUUGUGAACGAUGAGCGAAGCUGCGAAAGGCUUUAAGACUUUCAGACACUUUUAGCAGUACUUCUAUUAAUGGCUUCAAUAGGAAACAGGCUGCAAUUGACACCAGCAAUGUAACCGAUUUUUUCGCCUUGGGUUUAAACAACAUGUAGACGAGCCCAACUCAUUCCCACAUUUAUCUCAAGUGAUUCCUGUGCCAUGCGGUGCAGCACAAGUGCGGCAUUUCAUCGAGCGACUCUGCGCAUCUCAAAUUUAUUCCACCAAUUCUCCUGUUUUCUGUUAAUUUGGUUUGUUUGUUUGUUGGUUUGUUUUUUGUGUUUCUCUAUUUUUUUCUGAUUAAAAAUGUGCUUGUCCCAUGGACAACUUAUGUCCAAACUAAAUUUCUACCUGUCCCGGACAAUCGGACAUAGGUUGUGGCGCGCCCUGCUUAAAGUAACAGAAAACGGAGUGAUAACUUUAGUCAGGGUCACGUGUUUGUUUAUUGCAGUUCUUGUCACAAGAUUUGCCGCUCUUUGAAGGGAUCGUCUCGGACUUGUUCCCAGGCAUCUCUCUGCCAUCUCCUGACCAUGGAGUCCUGGAGGAGGCACUAAAGCGUAAUAUCACCAAGAUGGGACUUCAGGGUGUACCAUGGUUUAUUGAUAAAGUCAUACAGGUACUUAAUGCAGUGACUAGAGUAGGAUUUUCAGUGUGAAAGUCGGUGAAUAUUGGACGAGGAAGAUGUUAGUCGUUGUAAGAGCUGCAACUAAACUUAGAUGGAUAAUAAGAUUGCGGAACGAGAUUGUGCUAUAAUAUUAUUAAUAGUGACUAAAAGAUCAGAGAAAGGCUCAACACUUUUUGUCUUAAAGUCUUCAGUCGUUGAUGCAAAGAAUUCGCCCGUAAAAUGAAAAUGUUUUUCUAACGGCGAGGCAAAGUAUUUUUCCUUCUCUGCAUUCCUCCCCCCUCUGUGAAAAUAUGGACCUUUAAGUCAAACGCCAAACUUUUAGUCGUAGCGUCUUCGGCCGCUGAUGCAAAGCAUUCGACCUUAAAAUCAAAAUGUUCUUCGAAUGGAUGAGGCGAAGUAUUUGACCUUUGAUGCAUUCAUUUUUCUCUUUACCACCCGUUGAGGAAAAAGAAAGCAAUUUUCUUCCAGGAAGUCUAAAUCAGGCAUAAUUAUUCGCUUACCGAAACCUAAGCAUUUCAACUCUUGCAAUGCGUGCAUAGUGUGGUUCAUGUGAGGCCUCUCAGUAUACACUAGACCAAAUUUUGUAUUUUCCAUAUGCUGUAUCGUUGAUGCUAACUAACAUUUGCGGCAAUCAUGUAUUCAGUUGUUUUGUCCGGGAAAGGAUAGAUCUGUAGCCUUACAGUUUCGUGCGUUUGGGGUUUUUCACUUGUUAGGUGUACGAGAUGAUGUUGGUUCGCCACGGUUUUAUGAUAGUGGGUGAUCCCAUUGGAGGCAAGACAUCUGCUUGGAAAGUUCUUGCUGCAUCGCUUUCUGAACUUGGCAAAGACGAGAAUUCAGAAGAAGUAGCGGUAUGUCAGGGUUAAUUAUUAACAAAGAGUUUUCUUUUGCUAUAAAAUACGUAAAACAAAUAGUAAGGAGCAGCUGAAGAGGUUUCGUUGAAUACCAUAGGAUUCAUUUACCGACUAGAGCUACUAGAACUAAGACUAGAACUAGAACUACGACUUAGAACUACGUACAAAACAAACAGUACCAUGUGAAAGUACUGCUGAAGAGGUUUCACUUGAAUGGUCACACCAUAGGAUUUCAUCCACAGAAUAAAAAGUUAGAACUACGUACAAAACAAACAGUACCAUGUGAAAGUACUGCUGAAGAGGUUUCAUUUGAAUGGUCACACCACAGGAUUUCAUCCACAGAAUCAAAAGUUAGAACUACAUGCAAGACAAAUAGUACCAUGUAAAAGUACUCAGUACUUGGAAGGUUUCAUUUAAAUGGUCACACUUUAGGAUACUAUUUACACACUCAAAAGUUAGAAAGAAGUAGCUUGUCUUUACAGUUGACUCCGAGGCUUAAGGAAUGAUGUGGAAGGCAUUCAUCUCUUUCAAUGACUCAUGUUUGCUUUUCAGGUCCAGUAUCGAAUUAUCAACCCCAAGGCUGUCACCAUGGGUCAGUUGUACGGACGAUUUGAUCCUGUGUCGCACGAGUGGUCAGACGGUAACCAUAUAUUCGUUUCCUUUACGUUUCUUCCUUCCGAGUAGAGACCCGUCGAUCUUCCUAGAGAAGCUUCUUUUCCUAUGUUUAGAUGCCUUCAAGUUAGCUUACAAACUUUGGCUGCCCUUCGUUUUUGCAUCCGACUUCUCGGUGUCUGGGAGAGAUUGAAACACUCCUUUUCGUGCUUGAUAUAUUACUUCUCGGUGUCUGAAUAUCGGAUAAAAUACUCCCCUCUUGUUUGGCAUAUUACUUCUCGAUGUUUGGAUAUCAGAUGAAACACUCCUUCUCGUGCUUGCGAUAUUACAUCUUGGUGGUUGGAUAUCUUCGCCGUCGUCGCAUCUCAAGGUCCGUAAUUGGGGGUAAAGAGGCAACCCAGCCGACUGACACACCGUUAGCUUGUGACUUUAGUCAGCCUAUUUAGAAGAUUUACUAAUUUUUUACAUAUAUUCUAGGAGUACUUGCUAACACAUUCCGCGAGCACGCCAGUUCUGUCAUUGAGGACCGCAAGUGGAUCGUGUUUGAUGGACCGGUUGAUGCGGUGUGGAUAGAAAACAUGAACACCGUUCUUGACGACAAUAGGAAGGUGAGCAUCCAAGGUUGUACAAUGUGGUUCAAUAUAAAAAGGACACACUGCAAUUAAGUUAAGGGAAACCGCCCACCUACCCCUCCUCUAAGCCAACAUCUUGCACUAAGUGAGAAGUAAGUGUUAAUAUUGGCUUACAGGAGGGGUAGGUGGGCAGUGUCCACCAUGAUGCUCGAUGACUUGUCCGUAGCCUGCUUCUGCAUAAAAAGUGGCUGCACUUUAUAAAUGAUUACGUGCUACAGAAAUUAAUAUCUUCCCCUCUCUUCAAAUACGCAAGACAAAAUAUAGUAGAUUGCCUUUUACUCGAGCCACGUCCAGUUUUCUGUUCGAAAGUUUGUUGUUUAAAUGUGACCCACAGAACAUCUAGUUGUGGAUUAUUCGAAGGUAUCCGAUCGUAUAUGGGUUAACCGCUUCACUCAAUGAAAUAACUCAGUUUUCGUCCCCCCUGGAAGAUGAAGUAGUACUCAUGAAAUAUAAUUGGCGUUCUUACUGCAGCUUUGUUUAAUGAGCGGAGAGAUCAUUCAGAUGAGUUCUCAACAAAACAUGAUAUUUGAACCUCAAGACUUGGAACAGGCCUCUCCAGCCACGGUUAGCAGGUGAGCGCCUUUACUUUGACGAUCAUAUUCAAUGAGUUUUGUACACUGAUAGUCACAUUGUGCUUUUGCAUUUGAAGGUGUGGUAUGAUCUACAUGGAACCGAGUCAGCUAGGAUGGGAACCGCUCGUAGCGUCGUGGAUGGAGAAAGAAUACCCGCCUAAUCUUAGCCCUGCCAGUAAGAGCUCUAUACAGGUAAGAGUGUAAAAGAGGCUAUACAUUAUAAAAAAUAUUCUUCAACACCAACAAUUUGUCGAAAGUUUAACAGAGCUUUCAGAAUCCAUCCGGAUCCAUUCAUCAGUGUUGUUGUUGAAGAAUAUUUUUUAUAAUAUGUUGUCCCAACAGAAGAAUGUCCACCCUGUCAAGCUAGACAUUGUUUUUGAACCGUGCAGGGGCGUAGUAAGCGUGUAAGCUAUCUGGAUUUGUGCUCUGUAGUAUACGGUUUCAGGUAGUUUUGCCUACAUUAGGAUAGAAUAAUCAAAGUGGUUUAAGCCAACGAAAGGAAAAGGGAUGUGUAGUACUGUCUUUAGUGGGAACCGAAACGGCAACUUCUGACGAAAAUGUCUGGUGAAUAGUAAAAGGUUUCAGGCCCCAUCCAGACUGGGUCCCAUCCAGUCUGGGCCCCAUCGAUAUUCUACGAACAACACACUACAGAGACCCAGCUUGCCUUGGGGUCAUCCCUAAACUCGGUUAUUUCUUUGUAGUGCACGAGAAAUGUUAAAGUAGUCAUUAUUCUACCAUUCUAUGAUACUUUUACUAUGAUCGAUCGAGAGCAAUGCUUUCCCGUUACUCUGCCUUUCCUUCGUUGUUGAACAUUUUAAAGUCUAUUUUUUCGUUCAUUAGAUGAUGUUUGAUUGGUUGAUUCCGCCAUGCCUGGACUUUGUUACCAGACAAUGCCGUGAACUCGUACGAACCUCGCCGAUGCACAUGGUCAGCUCAAUGUUGACAAUGUAUUCCACCCUCCUUGAUGAGUUAAGGCAAGUAAAAAAUAUAUAUUUUAAAGAAAGUAUAAAAGGAACCUUUUAUUCUCUCUCACAUUUUACACCCCUAAUGCUAAUUCUCGCGCACUUAUUCGCGUACUAUUAUUGUCACAGAUAGAGUAGAUAGAUAGAAAUAUGUGCAAACUGAUGCCAUAGGUAAAAUUUUGCAACUUUUCUAAAGUUCUUUUAAAUCCUACAACUCCUCAAAGAACAAAUCAUUCAAAAUUGGCAGGAUGGAACUUGUUAAGAAGAAGUUACAUCUCUCUUAACGGAAACGUUUGUUUUUGACAGCACCUUCCUAAAACGGACACCAAGAGCUAAUCCUUGUCGUCGUUCGGACUGUAAUUUGUUUAAUAUAUAGAUUUAGCCAGGGCUAAAAGCAUGGAUAAUAGUUCCUAAAGUAAACAAGCUUUUGAACGCGACGACAAUAGCCACACCAUUUCUUGCGUGAUUUCCCGCCAAAUAAACGCGGGUUGUACCAAUGCAUCGCACGAUUUCCCGACAAGAAAAUAUAACUCCUCCCCCUAACGGGCUGACACCUGAUUCCCUUCCCUCACCCCCAAAGAGUGUAUGGACGGACGGAGUACGCUGACGUCACAACCAAAAUUUCUCGGAUGUAUCCGCUCGCGCGCGCGAGGAGCUCCGCUACCAUUCUCUGCAAAGCGGACAUCUUUCUUAGAAGUCACUUCGUGGGGUGCCAAAGGUGUCCUUCGUAGAGAUUGGUAACUGUAGGUAAAAUGGAACCACGGAUCUUCACAAGACGAAGUAUUUUUUAUUAUUAUUGAGGAUCGAGACCAGAACAAGCUCUAUAGAUCCAAGCACCGUUCUUUUGCUUAACCUGUCGAAAAAACACUAAAGGUGGAUUUCCACUGUCGCGUAAUUUUUACGUUUACGCGUGACCCUCCAUAAAUUUCCUCUGUUUUAUUUACGCGCGUACGCACGAAAAAAUUACGCCCUUAUGGAAAUCGAUCCUCAGGAAGCUUGAAAGUGAAAUCCAAGACACGUACAUCGCGGGUUGUUUUCUUCCGCACCUUUAGAGAGCCACCCCAGGAAGAGAAGACAAAGACAGUGAUGGAUGAAGAAGAAUUUGAACAAAUUAUGGAGGAGAGGCCUGCCAGGACCGAGGCUGAGAUCAUGCAGUGGCUCCAGUCCCUUUUUCUGUUCUCUCUCUGUUGGAGCAUCGGCGGGAACCUGGACACUGAUUCUAGACUUAAGUUCAGUGACUUCCUUAAAGUUCUUGCGGCUGGCACUAACAAACAGCACCAAAGGUUUGUGUGAGAAACAGCGUUUGUAAAAAUAGAAAGACGCUGUGGAUUAUUAUAGUAUGAGAAUUAUAAAUCGUGAGUUUAAGUUCACACGUGUCAAUGUUGGACUGUUUUUGAUGUAAAGGAGCUUGGCACCAGUUUGGAGUUACAGUUUUAGAAAGAAAUCCGUGAAAACAUUGAAAAAACGCUGUUUGGUGGAACUGGCUACUUUUGACGUUUGAGGUUGAGCCAUUUUACGGAAAAUUCCGUUUGGUUAAAAACAAGCUUGUACUCCUCCCCUCCCCCAAACCUAACAGAAAAGUUGAGUUACUUGUGGGUGAAGUAGAAGAUUCCCUUUUAGCUGAUUAUGUACGAAACUAUGAAAAAACUUGGAAGUUGCGACAAAUUUUCCCGAGGCUAACUUUCCUUAAGUUGAUAAACCUCUUUAAGUUAAGUUACACUUAAAAUGGUAACCAGUUGUAGCCCUUUCUCGCUUUUUCAGACCAAAAGACCUAAAACUGCCAAAAAGUUUCCAGUUUCCUGGCAAGGGAGUCAUUUACGACUUCUUCUUUGAUAAGUCAACCUUUGGCACGUGGCAUCCAUGGGAGAAAAACGUGUUCGUUGAGGAAAUUCCAGCCAAUGCGAAGGUAAAUACAGUACAGCCAGGCCUCUCAGUAAAAGUUAUUUACCUAGACUAGGGUAACAAAUGUAGUGCUUCUCUCGUGUCUGCCUUCGGUUCAAAUUCGUGGUCUUCCCGCAGCUUCACAUUUUCAUGUCUUUUUUUCCUUUCAAUUCCACCUUCCGUUUUGCUAUUUUGAGCUGUUCUAACCCCGCUGAAACAUUCCACUUCGCUUUCCGCCAUGUUUGUUUACAUUCGCGUCCCCCCAAAUAAUUCCCAUAAAUGCACGCGCGCCACUAUUUUGGGUCCCAGGCUAUCACUCUUUCUCGAAGUGAGCUGUUAGACGUACCGCCCUGCAAGCAGAGCCUGGUUUUGAUUUCUUGAGAAAACGAGACUACCUGAAUCGCUUCAAGCUUUGAAGCCGCUGCAGUCCAAAGAUCUUUGACUAGUCAACCUUGUUUUCUCUCGUCAAAAUGGUUUUUCGAGUGCGAGCAUCCGUUUAGUGAUAAACCGACGGUCAUAACUGAGCCCACUUUCGGGACUGUUAGGCCUGGAUUCUAAAUUGUGUCAUAGCAACAUGCAGCGCAUGCUUAACAGAGAUGUUACUCGUGUCAUGCAGAGUCUUUCUCGAGUACGUCAAAAUCUCGCUAGCGAAAGAAGGCUUUGUAGGCAGGCUGCAGCAGUGCUAUCGUCUUUAGUGCCAAGUACUCUUUGGAUACCUAUAUCCAGAAAUCAAGAGAUCAUAAGAGGACCUAUUAUUUUCAUAAAAUGAAGAUGUAGUCGACCGUCGCACGCCACGAACGAAAGAAGAAGCAUGGACGCCUUGAGCUUUUGUAAAAUGUGGUACCCAGACCGCGUGCGGCCGCGCUCUGCACCAGCAAUAGGGACUUUAAGAUCUAACGACGCGACGGUAACGAGAACGUCGCUUAAAAAGUGAAUUUGAGUUCCUUCAUUGUUAAUAGCGAUUAUUCCUCCCUUUUUACUUUGUCAAAUGUAGGCGAACCCUCCUGAAGCUGAAUUCAAAGGGACCAUAUCCCACCUCAGAAAGAGAAAUAAAAUUUCGUCGUUGCUUGUUUACGUCCUCCAUAAAACGCCAAAUUAGGCAUUUUCACGUCGUAGUCGUGCAAAAACAGGACAGAAAUGCACAAAAAAGCGUGAUACACGUGCGAAGUUGUUGUUUUGCUCAGUUAUUAAACCAAUUGUUUUUUGACGUUCCUGUUGCCGUCCGCGUCGUUGGAUCUUAAAGUCCCUAUUGUGAGUAUUAGUUGGAGAGGAAGUGAUGAAUAAAUGUGAUAAAGUGCGUUUAAAUGCUGUAUUGUACGAGAAAAAUACCCUUGAAGUCUACUGCAGCUUCUGUCCAUUGAGAUUUGUGACUGACAUAGCCAAACUGUGAGCACGAGAUCUUUUUUUUGAUUUAUGACGGCGAACCGAAAAUCCCAGGCUAAUCGGCCGACGCGAAUACGAACUUAGUAUACUAUCAACCUUGUGAAAUAAAGAAAAACUAAUUGCUCAUUUUUCUAUGACUCCCUUGUUAAUACAACUCGUUGCAUUUCAGCGAAGUAAAUCGAAAGAAAGGUCGUAUGUUAAUGAGGAUAGCUCUGCUAAAGAUCCACAGGCAGUGAUUGAACUUUCAUGUAUUUCUUAUGCUUUCUUUAUGAAUUAUUAAUCAAUUUUACAAUUUGUAGCCGAAUGAAAUGAUCAUACCUACCACAGAGACAGUUCGUCAGCGUUAUUUUUUGGAACUGUUCCUCGAUCAUGACAAACCGCUGCUGUUAGUUGGCCCGACAGGAACGGGAAAAUCUGCUAUUACCAAUAACUACAUUCUCCAAAUGCCUUCAGACAAGUAAGUUGAUUCCUUGAAACCCGGGACCAGUGCAUUGCACGAGUGAAAGAUUAGAUCAUUUCUUCUGCUUAGCCCCGUCCUCUUAUACGCCCCGCUCCAGUCGGAGACGCCUAAAACUUUAUAAGCCCCCACCUUCUGUUAUCUUCCUCCUAUAAUCAUGGUAGCUGUAGGCUAGGCUUACACUCGAGUAUAUUUUUCCGGAUCCAUAAGUUUUAUUGGAUUUUUGGCAUUAAGGGAGUUCAGAUUCGCGUGCUCGAGCGUACGUGUGCACACAGCCGUUACAUAAUCCGAGAACUGAACUUUCAUUUCGCUACAGAGAACUUACUUUUGAUUCAGGAUUCAAAAUCUCUGCAAGCGACCAAACUGGGAAGUUUUUUUUACUUCGGAUUGACCCAUCUGCGUGUUAACGGCUAAAUGAAUCCGGUUCUUAAUACUUCCGGAUUUGUCAUGAAUCCGCAUAAAGAUGACAAGGUACUCUAUAAACUGAAUCAAACUGACGAGACAGUCUGACGUCCUUUUUUAUUCUUAAGCGUCGUUUAUGGCAGUAUUCGAGAAAGUACAAGCAAAAGUAAUAGCCGUGUGAAUUUUUUUAAAACACUCAAAAUCAGAGACGGUGGGAAAAAUAAGUCCUUACUGGUCUACAGGGAAUUCCGUAAGCCCGAACUCCGAUAUUUGGGCAGAUGUUCUUAACUUCUCACUCACAGGUUCUUUUUUAUUUUUCAGGUACAUUGCAAAUUUUAUAAACUUUUCCGCCCAGACAACGUCAAACCAAACUCAGGAUAUGAUACUAUCAAAACUGGACAGGUCAGCAUUGUACUAAGGAUUAAAACUACGAGUAAUCACAGAUGAAUGAAAUGUGUUGGAACUUGUGUUGAUGGAAUAUAACUGUAUUUGCUCUCUUAGUAUUCGGGGUAGUUGUGUUAGCGUCUUCUUUUGCGACCCCCUUCGCAAAUUUCUUAACAAAAUAGCGGAGAAUUGCACAAUGAAGGUACCUACGCGCAGUGGAAAUAAACUCAAAAUAGGAGUAACCGUUUGCAAAGCCACACAGACUAGAUACCCUUGUGAAGGUUCAGCGUGCUUUGGAUCUACUGCCUCCUUGCAACGCAAUAGGCCCUUUGCAUCUAGUCAUUCACGUGGUACAAAACCGCCAUACUGAAGAGCCAGAGACGCACCGGGAGAGGACGAACAAAGGACUAACCACGCUAAAUGAAGUGAGCUCUUCGCUUUUUCUGUCCCAGUGCGUCUUUUGUUCUCCAGCAUGGCAGUUUUGUAUCCCGUGAAUGACAAGCUGCAAAGGGCCUGUUGUCACACGAUCGAGUCUGCCCUGACAAAUAUUUUUCGCAGUGGCCAACGGGUAUCGUUUUCAAAAUGUAAGUUUAAAACGGGAUUAUGUCGCGUUCUACCUCAGUCGAACGCAGUUAGUUCAGUGAUUAAGUACGGUGGAACGGCAGAGGCAAAUACUUCCCUUGUUCCUUAGAAAAUUAGUACUGUCCAGUUUUCUUUACUGAAAUAUGCAACGGCUCCAAUGCAUAGUUUCUUAUUGCUCUAUUUCAGUUACAUUUUAUUGAGGGCGAAGUGCAUUAUAAGGAGGUAUCGGACAAAACCCAUUUGCGAGAGACUGUGUGCCGGAGGGAUUGCCAGUUGUUUGGAAGGGGUGGGGGCGCUUAUUACAUUCAGAGUCGAUUAACCCAUUCUUUUACUCACUAUUACGAGGCUGCGCAGGAAACUAGGUUAAUACCGGUCAACAAGCGUCGCCCAAAAUAGUCCCAUAAUGCUAUUCCCCACAACACCGACCGUGUCACGUGUCACCUUAAAAUGACCAGUUGUAAGAGGGAGUUUCACAAGUUUCUGAUCACGCUUUGCCUUUUAGACGAAGGCGUGGUGUGUAUGGACCUCCUAUCGGCAAGAAGGUGGUGGUGUUUGUAGAUGAUCUUAACAUGCCAGCCAAGGAGAAGUAUGGUGCCCAGCCACCCAUUGAAGUCUUGCGGCAGUGGAUUGAUCAUGAAUACUGGUUUGACAGGUAAAUACAUUCAACGAAAAACUUUGCCACUUGAAAGACUAUAAGCCAUAAACGAUGACUCCUAAUAGAUUUAUUAGCCUCUCAAAUUCAAAGCGCAUUCUGGAAAAGCUUACAUGGUCACGACAAGGCUCAGGAGGCUUUCAGUUUUCUUGGCGGUAACUUUACCUCUGUACAUAUGGUUUCUUAGAAAUCUCUUUGCAAAGGUUGGCCACGUAGCUAAAAAAUGCAGUUUCUCCAACUCAAUAACCGAGGUAGACAGGGGUCCACACAGAUCGUAAGAUGAUGUAAAUGCAUCAAUACAUCACUGCUUCCCAGAAAACCCUUAGUCUCAAGGUUCCCAAGCGCACCUUCGUCGUCAGGUUUUUAGUCAGAAUAAGGACCCUUUAAUGUGUACCGACGAUCCUGUACCGCGCCUUAUUGCCCCAUCAUAACCGAACGUAAUUGCCCUGUAACGUAUUGCUCGUUUUGCUUCUAGGAAAGACACAUCGAUCCUGAAGCUGGUUGAUCAGUUGCUAGUGUCUGCCAUGGGUCCGCCUGGAGGAGGGAGAAAUGAGAUCACUCCUCGGUUUCUGAGACAUUUUAACAUCAUCUCUAUUGACUCGUUUAGCACAGAGACGAUGCGAAACAUCUUCUCUGUCAUUAUGGACUGGCACUUUAACAACCACGGCUUUGAAAUGCAGAUACGGAGAUUCUCCAAGGUACACUUAUUUAAGUAAUAUAUGGGAGGCGUUGUGACUCAGUGGUUAGUGUUUUGAGACCGUAUUGAAAAGGUCCGGGUGCACGCCUCGCUUAGGUGACUGUGUUGCGUUCUUGUGCAAGACACUUCACUAUCAUAGUACUUUACUACACCCAGGUGUAUAAACGGGUACCGGAGAAUGUAUUGCGGCGGAGGGGGAGGGGGGGUGGGGGGCGAGGGGGUAACCCUUAGAUGGACUAGCAUCCUGUCAAAUAGUCAUAAUAUGAUUAGUUCUAUUAAGAUUAGAGUUAAGUAGUGUAUUAUGCAGAGCAAUUACCCCUUCAUUUAUUUUGUUUAUUACACAGCACUGUCUCAAAUUGAAGACGAAUUCCAUGAUUUUCUCUUACUUUGUUUUCGAUAUUUUUCGAUAUUUCUAUGACUUUUUAAUCGCAUCAAUUACUAGCUUUAUUUAAAUGCUUUUACAAAAGAGAGAAUUAUUUUAUUCAUGCAAACAAAGCUUACUUUGUUGUCUUAUUAGGGAGUUUAAGCUUCAUGUACAUGUAUAUUGGAAACGGCAAACGUGACAUGCAUUCAAGUUGAGAAUUUCGGAAAACGAUUAAAACGUUUGACGCGUUUGCCGAAACUUUUAUUUGACGUAAACGACAAGUAAUGGGGAGACUUGUUCACGUGGUACAAAUGCGCGUUUGCCGUUUGACGUAAAGGUGAUGCUUAACCUCUCUAUUGUGCCCGAUGCAUUUACCCUACCAACCUACCCUUUUAGAUCAUGAUCAGUGCCAUUACCGAGGUCUACACUCAAGCUAUCGCCAGCUUUCUGCCCACGCCUUCCAAAUCGCACUACGUCUUUAAUCUGAGGGAUUUUGCCAGGGUUGUGCAGGUUCGUGUUAGUCGAUUUCUAAUUCACUUCAUUUUUUUAUUUGUUGCACUGCAGCCAUAUUAGGGAUCUUUAUCAGAGCAAAACAGGGCAAGUAUCUCCGAGAUAAUUUGUCCCGAAAUUCUCGUGUUUUUUUUUUUUCAAGUAGUGCCUUUUGGAUGUUGUUUUUCCAGAAUAUCCCGACAAAUCCUAUAAUUUCACAAACUUAAUUUUUAUGACGUUAUCACUUUAGAACUCUAUUACCGGGUUUAAAUCCAAAAGUUUUGUUGUUGAUGAAAAUAUUCACUUGUUCUUUCACUUGUGAUCGAAUUCUGUUGAUUUGUUUUCAGGGAAUUCUUUUGUUUCCUGGCGUAAACGCCACUCACCCGGGCAAGCUUAUCAGACUUUGGGUACACGAGGUGUACCGUGUGUUCUAUGACAGACUCGUUGACGCUGAUGACCGCCAGUGCUUCUUUGAGAUUGUCAAGGUGGGUGCUGCGUUAUUCUCUGUUAUCGUGGUUACCAAGUGUUGCUAAGCCGCGGGGUGGGCGAGGAGGAGGGGGAGGAGGUGACUCAUCGAGGGCACGACACACGGAGAUGGACGAAAGUGGAAGUAUUAUGAUUCUGGCAACAUCGAUUUCGUCCCGGGGAAGGGAGGAGUGCACUCCCUUAUUUGGCCUAGACGGGUGUAUGCCGCAAGGUAUGGUUCUCUGGGUCUUGAGUCUUAAACAGGGUUUAAAAUUUCACUAUUUAGCGUGUUGAGCAGGGUGUCUUUUUGGACCGGAAGUCUUUAAAAGAGUGUAAAGCUUGGCGAAGAGCGGUCUACAUUUGUGGUACCAACAGUUUUUCUAUGAUCAUUCAGCGUAGUUUAAAACUUUCUUUGAGUGCCCCCCGCACGCCCCACCAUGGGAUUCAUUCCAGCUUAUGACACUCCGCUUUCGAUCCCGAUGCUUGGUUUUCACUAGUCAGUCAUAAGCGCUCUUACGAUUUCAAUUAAGACUCCGAGUCCGCUGACACCUCUACAUUGCAGGCUUUAGCAUCUGUCGUUAAGGAGGCUCUUACGUAUUAAUCCUUUAAGCUACAAUAGUGACCAACAUCCACUUUCUCCAAUAAGUAAUACUGCCUGAUCAGCAUUCAGGUCAUGAGAAUAAAUCAAUUGAUCACACAAGAUGAAAUGCCUUGAUGGUUGAACGAAUUCUCUCAAGCAUUAUCUCAAGAAAUGUAUGAAGAACAGUGAGGAGAAUGUUGAUGUUGAUAUUGAGAGAGUGAGGUGUUCUUGUUGACUCAUUGGCGUUUUUUUUUAUCAACUAUAGAAUGUCAUGGCGUCUGAGUUCAAGGAAAAGAUGAAUAAUGUGUUUGAACAUCUCGCUGGCAGAGGAGGCGUGGUCACUGAUGAUUGUUUAAGGAGGUAAACUUUCCAGUGACUCUCCUGGGUGUUAUUGUACUUAUUUCCUUCUAGGGGCAUGUUUCUGGAAUGUCCAAGUAACGUUUUCUCCCAACGCCAGUCUCAUUUGUGUCGUUAACCUAAAAUUUCACCAUAUGAUUUUCAAAAGCCAAUCCGGCAGCGAAGUAGGUCUUUUCUGAGUUGCCCCAACCUUCUGUUUUAAUGUUUAAUGCGAGGCUAAGUGCGAAGCCAUUAAUAUGAAAAUGAUUUUUAAUUCUUAUGCAAGUAAACUCAUUUUCACAAGAAAGGUCUUGCACUUAGCCUCGUUUUGAAAGUGAGAAUUUUUGGAACUCUGAAAAUGGCCUAUUUGACUCCUUGAUCGAAUCAUAACGCCAAAUGAAGCUCGGCCCAAGGCAAACUUGUUUUGUACAAAGUGACGUAAAUCCUGUGUAUAGCGUGACUCCCGCGUAAUUUUAUCCAAUCAGAAGUCAGUAUUCACGCCACUUGCUGCAACCUUUGUUUGCUGCUAAACAGGUUUGAACGUAGGUGGUACUGAACACGCAACAUCGCCUUUCAACACUUUCUGCAGCAAUGUUGCAAUUGCACGUUUUUGUUGCCGGUUUUAUCGUAGCUUUAAGGUAACCUCAAUGUUCUAAAACCAGUUCUAUUAUCCUCAGCUUAUUUUUCGGUGACUUCAUGGAUCGUAAGGCGAACCCUCGUCUGUACGAUGAGAUACAAGACACAGAAAGCCUUAGUGUGGUAAGUACUUUCUCUUAUAAUAGGGCGAUUUUCUGACUGUUCGAGAACGUUCAAAAUUCGUAUCAUCUACCAGUAGCUGGUAGUUUCUUAAACAAUGGCCUUGUGUGGGCGUUUAUCGUUGUUGGUCGCGCGUUUCUUAUUUUUUCAUUUCAGGGGGGCGGGGAAUAGGGAGGCUUAUUUCUUUCUUUCUUUUUUUGUUAUUAGCUUUAUCUUAAGACCGGUCAUAAAUCAAGGAGAUCCAUACUCCCAAGCUGAUUUCUUUAAGUUUAAACCCGUUUUUUUCGGUGAUGUUAUCAUCAUGUAGGGCGUUUAAUUUAAACCUGGCUUUCUCCUUUUGCUGUUGUGGUUCGUUUACGCCAAUUUGUUUUCCUUUUUCUCUACUUCGAAACAUCCAUUUAACACAUAUUUUUUCAUCUAAGUGGAAAUAAAUUUGUGUGUAUAAAAGUCAUGUAUAAAUUUAUCCAGCCUAAAAGUACGAACGGUUGACUGCAAACAAUAAAUUGCCCCAGCUAUGGGAUACCGGAUUCCGGAAUUCUCGAAUUCGGGAAAUUAUGAAAUCCGGAACCAUGGGCUUUGGAAUCUGGAAUACAGCUCAAGGAAUCCGGGAUCCCACUAGCGAUUGGCAUCUGGAAUCCAAGUUUCACUGACAACGAAUCCGAUCCACGGCGUGGAAUCCAGAAUCUAAGAAUGCCUUGGAUUACCUUACAUGAGGCGAAAUAAAUUUUCACAUGGGACUGAUUCUAAAAGCUAUCGCUUCUUUUGUUACCUAUUACGAAUUCACGCGGGAAACUGCGUCAAAAUUCGUCCCUGAACAAUCCCAUGAUGCAAUUCGACCCAACAGCGUUCCCUUCUCAUGCGCAGACGCAAAGCCAAGAUUCUGACUACAGUAAAAGGGUUUUAUCAAGAAAAUUGAUAAAUAGCUGUGCCUUUAACAUGUUCACCCCAAACCCGUAAUGUGUUCCAUCGUAACUGUGUACUCCAAGGGUUAAAUUAAAAGUAUCAAACACUGGAACUCCUACGGGCUCGAGAAACGCUCUCAUGUUUUUAUUAAAGCGACAUAUUCUUUCGUUGCCUUGGGACUCUUGGUAAACAACAGGUUUGAGGCUUCCGUGCGCAUGUGUAGUGAGCCAGACAACCACUGGCCAGUAGCUCUGAGCCUGCUGUUUCAAUUGUAGAAUUGGCUUAAGGUAUUCAUUUAAGACUUUGUGCGGGUCUAGACCCAUAUGAAGUCCAACUCCGAUCGCCAUGACAGAAUUUUUCUUGUGAAGAUUUGUCCGCACUUCAUGUAAGACUAGAUUAAUAUGUGCCACGCUGUAGAACUCGUGGAAAGAGUAUAGGAAGCUGUGCUCUCCUCGACAAAACUUCCCUUUCGGCAACUGAGAGAUUUUUCUAGCAGUUUUUCCGUGACAAAGAGCUUUGCCUCCAUCCACAAACUGCAUGUCACUUGAACAUAAACGUCGGUCAUUAUCAUCGAUGUCUUUAACCAGGCAGCCUGUUUCUCUGUCGUCUGUAAACGUAAUCAUCAAAGCGUUAUGAAAAUGCCUCACCAACGAAUCACCGAUAAGGGAAAGGCUCGAAACGCGCUCUGACAACAGCUGGCAAGCUUGUUUGCUUGUGAAAUUUUGAAACUCGCAUCCAGAAGAAGCAACAAAUUCGCUCAUCUCUGCGUCUACUGUUUUUCUAAAAUCGGUACACCUGUCGCACAAACAGUUUUCAUCUCCUGAACCACAUCGCCCAAGUUCGUGAUUACAACAGGGGGUCGUGCUGUAACGGUCACACAACGAAGGAACACUGGGACCAAAAUCAGGGGCAUCUAUGACGAACAUGUUUCCACAUCGCCCAUCUUCUCUAUGUAGUUUAACUGGCAAACCUCGAAGCUUUCUUAUUCUUAUAUCUUGCUCUGUUCUGUGAAUUUUAUCCUCGGACUGAAUAUCUCGGCGCGGUUUCCACUUUCCGCUUCGCAUUUCUUGCAUAAUAUCAACGCAGCAAUUUGAAUUAUAGAAAUUAUAAAUAUUUCUCGAACGUCUGGUUAGGGAGUUCGUUAGCACCACAUGCUGACGCGAGAACGCGUAGAAUAGAAUGGUAAAUAGCAAUAAAAUGAAUAGGAUUUUUCCAAAUUUCCGACCAAAAAUGUGAAGUUGACGCGAUGGCUUUCGGCAGCUAGAUACUGUAAAUAAAAGCAUGAAAAAUAACCAUUUAAACAAAAAUAUAUAAACGAUCGACUUGCGCGAAGACGAAGUGAUUAGUCGAUUUUAAUUGAAUUACGGAUAACUAGCAAUAUAAAGGUCAAGUACAGGUAAUCUGCAAUAGUCCACCUGGUGUACGUCUGGUACUACCUGCGCGCUUUCACUGUUCUCUAUAACAAGCCUCCAGUAGCGUUUAAAAGAGUUUUUUGUUCUGUGGACAGUUACUGGCAUGAAAUACAGUCGAACCUGCAUGUGUGUCCUCGUCUCGUUAGCGAUUACCUCCCCCAAGCGACCAUAUAUCCAAAACAACAAAAUUUUCCCAGUCAAGGCCAUAUUGCUGGAAACUCGUGUAAACGACCACCUCUCGAAAGCGAUCGGGACUACUUUUUGGGGUGACGGUUUUAUAAUUUGCCAUUGCACAUGCAAGUUCGACUGUAUUUUUUUUACUUCCAUAGUAAACUGUGCAACCAUAUAUCAUAUUUUCAACUUUGAGUUAGCCUGCGAGAGCAUCCGGUUUUUUCGGCUCAAGUUUCUAGUUUCGUGGGUGAAACUAGAAACUUGAGUCGAAAAAACCCGGAUGCUCUCGCAGGCUAACUUUGUGUCUGUGGGCGAAAUCUGUGACCAUUUCAAAUGAAACCACUUCAGCAGUACUUUCACAUGGUGCUAUCUGUCUUGUACGCUAUUUCUAAGUUUUCUCUCCAUAGCGAAAAUUCUGUAAUUUGAUAAUAAAAAUGAAACCUCUUCAUCAGUACUUUCACUUUGCUGUUUGCUUAUUUUACACCCUGAACUGAAUUCAUAGGGCGGCCUUUUUGAAUUUAGAAGGUUACGUACAACGUUUAAAACCUUUUCAGUGAUUAAUUAUAUGGUUAUUACUAGUUCUGAUUUUAGAUGAUCUUUACUCUGAGACAGCGGGUCGUAAAGGAAAGCCAGAACAUCAGAAAAAAAACUCGUUUGAAGUAGAUUUGAACUGUUACUUGUCACAGUUUUGUUUCGGCAAUCAAGGAGUCUCUUGACAAGCUAAGUAGACUAGAUCUUAUUCAGAAUUGGAGUUAACAAGUUGUGUUUGAAUGUCUUUGAAUGAUUUUUUUUUCGUGACGGCAAUCAAACCAGCUCGCUUUGCCAAUUUAUGUUUAAUAAAACGUCGUGAUGGUUUCUAAUACAAAUAAAAAAAAGAAAAUAGAUGGCUUUUAAAAAAUAUAUCGCUUUUAACUCUCUUGAACUUUCACCAAUUUUAACCGCUCGUUGAUAGGUCAUUUAAGUACUUACCAAAUCGUUUUAUUCCGUGAGAAGAAAUCCCCGCUUGAAAUGGUGCAAUACUGUAACUGAAAAACAUUUUUAGUCCUGCCAGAAUUGCCACACGGCAGUCCUUGAGAAUAUAACCUGCCAUGUUUACAAUUUUUUUUUUUUUUACUUUAAAUGUAAUUCUCAAAGUUACUUGGUAACUUUGGGUCAAAUGAAAGCAUUUAAUUAACACGUGGUCUAAAUAUAUAAACAGUUAGUGUCAGCUUAUUCCCUUGAUCACUCGAAAUACCCAAUCCAAAUGUAAUUCCCUUGAAAAUUUGAUGUAUUUUAUCGCAGGUGAGAAAAAAAAAGAAAAUUUGUCAUGUAUUGAGUAAAUGAAAUUGGAUCUCAUUUGAUUUCGUUUCGUUGAUGGGUUUUUAAGCCCUUAUUUCUCCGCUAGAUGUUUGUGUUGUUUAACUUUAAGGUAUUUCGCUUCAGCUCAUUUGGUGAUUGCUCCUUCUGCAUCACCAGGGAAAUUUGGCCUUUUUCUUCGUUUUUUUUCUCGAGCAAAGUUGAAACAAUUAUAUGAAAGAAGAUCUUCACAGUUAUAGACGCAACUUUCGCAGUUGCGAAAAGAAAGCUUGAAAAAAAUUCAGGCUUGUACGGGAUUCGAACCCUUGACCUCUGCGAUACCGGUGCAACUUCGAAUCCCGUACAAGCCUGAAUUUUUUUCAGGCUUUCUUUUCGCAACUGCAAAAUUUGCAUCUAUAACUGCGAUGAUCUUCUUUCAUCUAAUUGUUCACCCCGCAGUUGUCAUAUGUUUUUUUCAUAUAUUCAUAAUUUAAAAGUUAAAACAAUCGUUUACAGCGCUCGUAGAGACACACAUCAGUAAUUCACUAAAUAUGUUAACCAGUACCUAGCAGAGCAGCAAAUGACAGAUAAGAAUAUGUUUUUAUCAACUGAGUUACCGAUAAAAUAACAGACCAAGUAAAAAAUUCACAACUUUAAGAGCUCAAUUCAUAAAAGAAAACUUUUGUGUUUUUUUCUCUCACCCACUCAAAACCAUAGUUUCUUUAGAAACUAAUCUCUUCAUAUGAUAAUAAGCGCUGUGUUAUUGUCGCAGAUUGCUACUUUGGGCUCCCCCCCAAAAAUGUAAGGCUUCAGUCUCCAGGCUCCAGGCUCCACGGACCCCUCCCGUGAGAGCCUAGUAUUACAUCAUUCGUUGCUCCAAUCUUGUAGCUAAGUUUGGCUAUGACGGUAGAAAUUGUGUUUGUUUUAUAGAGAAAAAAAUCGCACUGCACGUUAUUUUUUUGUAAUCCUCUUCUUUUUUCGUAAAGUGAAAAAAAAUCAUUAGAGAGGUUCUAAUCCAACAAGGUGCUUGAUAUCAUUCAUCCCCACAAACCAGACUUUGACAACUGGCAAAACACUAUGUAACAAAACCGUUGAAAUCCUUUCUCUCCAGGUAAUGGAUGGAUUUCUUGAGGAUUACAACGUUUCAAGCAAAGCUCCCAUGGAUCUCGUCAUGUUCAGAUUCGCCAUUGAACACGUGUCUAGAAUUUGUAGAGUUCUUCGCCAGCCCAACGGGCAUGCGCUUCUAGUAGGUAAGAGUCGGACGUGAAAGCUUCAGUCGAGUAAUGUGUCUUCUGGGGAAUUAGAGUUAGAUCUUUCUUGCAUUGUUUUAGGGUGAAAUUUAUGUGACACCUCUCGUAAUUUUUUGUUUCCUUUUUUUUCGACUCUUUUAUAGCAAACAAGAAAAAAUUAAUACGACGACUUUUCCCAAAAAAGAGCCUUAACAAUUUUCGUCCAAAUGAACGAAAGUUCUGAAGGUUUUUCGUGUCCUCAGCUAUGUUUUUCACCUCCUUCCCUGUCAGGUUAAGUUCGCAAAAGUGUUUUUUGUCUUAGUUUCACUAGAAGAGCUUUGAUGCGUGACGACAUUUGCACUCACUUGGCCAUGCAGUUUUUUCUCAGGGACACCAUCGGGACCGCGAAUUGGUUGCCCGUAAUGCGCCAGGUGUCCGCAAGGCGAUAGUUGACUGUAUUCUUAUUCUAAAUUCUAUUUUUAAUCAUUAUUCUUUCAAAUUAUUUCUCCAAUUCUGAUUGGCAUAAAUCCACCCGUUACAAUUAAAAACCAUUUAUCGUUGAUCAAAUUUGGAAGAUGUUAGCUGUUAAUUCACGAUUGACGUCAAUCGUGCCGGAAUCCGUGAGUCUAUAAACGCGCUCAAACUUUACGUACAGACUCUUUACGACAGUCUUCACGAGAUUAUGAUAUUUGUUAGGUUUCGAAAAAAAUAGUUUUGGAUCGUUCAUUUGUGUACGGAUCCGUAGGUGGGCUCUUGUGGACCUGCUUAAACCCUCCAAAAUGUUUUGUAUGUGUUUUUAGGAAUCGGUGGUUCUGGUCGAGCUAGUGCUACGAAACUGGCUGCAUUCAUGUCAGAUUACGAGCUCUUCCAAAUUGAAAUCACCAAAACUUACACGUUCACUGACUGGAGAGAAGAUGUGAAGAAGAUGCUGAGAAAGGCUGGUUUUGAUGGAGCUCCUACCGUGUUUCUGUUCGGUGAUCAUCAGAUAAAAGUAAGCGUUUAAUAUUUUAACUGCCAUUGAUCCAAUACUUUUGUCAAUGAUUUUCUCACUAUUUUGUUCGCUAAAGAAUCUCUUACGCUUUGGCAAAAUCUAUCUUUCAAGCAAACAGGUUGACAACGAUAUUACAUCGGAGGCGUAAAAAACCAACUAGGCGACUGACAGCGAUGCGAACGACUUCCGACACGUUUCCGAUGUUAUCUUUCACUCCCAUGCAACCUCGCGAUUUAACUUCACGUGACUACCAAAAUUUUGUUCAAAAGCUGGGUAAAAAUGACGUACAGGGUUUAGUGGACAUUUGUGUUUUAAUGGAGGCUAACAGCGGAUUUGUCGGAUUUUUUUUCGUUGACAACAGGAUGAAGCAUUCCUCGAGGAUAUCAACAUGAUCCUGAACACGGGUGAUGUACCAAAUAUUUACGAGCCCGACGAAAAAGCUGAGAUCACAGAACAGGUGACUGCGUCCAAAUACCUAAAUACUGAAAUAAAUAAAUAAAUAAAUAUACGAUUAUAAGCAAUACAUAUUUUACACAAUAUGAAAAAUGUGAUGUUUAGUUUUAAUUAGUUCAUAGCCUCCUUUCUUUUCGUAAGAUCGUCAAGAUCGAAAGCUUUGCGUUACGGGACGGCCAUCUUGGUUUCAAAUAUUCCGAGGGUUCUGGCGUCAUGAUUCCACCCAUCCCCCCUAAGUAGAUUUGACACUCAUACCCAGGCUAUACUCGGUACCUCUCAAUCCAAGGUGGCCGCUUGCAACGAAAAUGCUCGAGGUCCUGCCCAGAUCUCCAUGGUGACAGGUCAUCAGUACGGAAAUUAGUGCACCAAUCCCUCUCGGCCAACCGCGCCGGCUGGCACGGUGUUCGAUGUGUGUGAACGACUUGUACCGCCCGGGGCCGUUAGCUUUUCUUUUUCCGAUAGCUUUUCUUGGCGCCACGGAAAGUUAUCCGGUAUAGUGUGGACAGCAACGGCUGAGGGCGGUACAACUCGUUCACACACAUCAAACACCGUGCCGACGAGGUUGGCCGAGAGAGUUUGGUGCACUAAAUUCCAUAGCCUUCGAGAAUGCAUUGAUCAUUGGUAAAAUAGUAAACUUCUCACUCUGUUCUCCACUCAGAUGCAAAACAUUGUUCAAGAGGGGAACCUGAAAGUGGAUGCAAGUCCAUUAGCCAUGUAUAACUUUUUUAUUGAGCGCGUUCGUCGUAACUUGCACGUGGUGUUGAGUAUGAGUCCAAUUGGAGACGCCUUUAGAAACAGGCUCCGAAUGUUCCCUUCCCUUAUCAACUGCUGUACCAUCGAUUGGUUUCAGGUGAGGCGAAUGACGUUUUAACAAACCCUACUUUAUGAAAGUAGGGUUUUUGUCUCCCACUGGAGACCGUGAUAGGGACGCAAUGUUUACCUCGUCAUCCGAGCCACGCUAAGGAUAAGCCGUUUGUAGGACAAAGGCUGUACCUUCUUUCCUGGGUUAUUUUAAGACCUUGAGUAUUGGUUCGGCUCCGGGGAUCAGAGCUACAACCUCCCGCUCUGCAGACCAGGUUUGUAAACGGAUAGUGCAAGGACAGACUCCUGUGCGUGUUGACCCAUUCAGUCCUUUUGGUGACGAAACAAAAUUGUAACAUCCUACUAAAUAAAUAGUACCAUGCUAAAGUUCUGCCCAAGAGGUUUCAUUUGAAUGGUAACACCAUAGGAUUUCAUCCACAGACUCAAAAGUUAGAACUACGUACAUAACAAAUAGCACCAUGUGAAAGUACUGCUGAAGAGGUUUCAUUUGAAUCAUAACACCAUAGGAUUUCAUCCACAGACUCAAAAGUUAGAACUAUGUACAAAACAAAUAGUAACAUGUGAAAGUACUGCUGAAGAAGUUUCAAUUGAAUGGCAACACUAUAGGAUUUCAACCACAGAUUUGAAAGUUAGAACAACAUGCUAAAUAAAUAGUACCAUGUGAAAGUACUUCUGAAAAGGAUUCAUUUGAAUGGUCACGCCAUAGGAUUUCAUCCACAGACUCAAAAGUUAGAACUACGUACAUAACAAAUAGUAGCAUAUGAAAGUACUGCUGAAGAGGUUUCAUUUGAAUCGUCACACCAUAGGAUUUCGUCCACAGAUUUAAAAGUUACAAUGUCAAAUAAUCUUGGCGCGAACUUGAUCCUGGACUGAAAGGGUUGACAAGCAUAUGAAAGCACCUACGAAGUAGUGCAACAUCUUCUCUUUGCUAGCCGUGAACCUGGAAAACUCCAGCCAGGUGAUUUGUUUACACCACUAACUUCUCCUUAACAUUAUCACUGUGUGUUUUGCAGGCCUGGCCUGAGGACGCUUUGGAAAUGGUGGCCAAUAAGUUCUUGGACGAGGUUGAAAUGUCGCGGGAAGUAAGAGGAGAAUGUGUUUCACUUUGCAAACAUUUUCAUCAGAGUGUGCGAGGACUGUCAGAAAGGUAACCGCUGUUUAGUUGUUAUUCAGCCAUUUUUGGACAGUGGCUAGAAAGCGAAAACAAAAACAAAUCAAAUAAUACAAGGGCAAAAUAACUGAAUCGGCCCGACCAAUUUUGUGAACAAAGGCCACCUUUCAAAUUCAUUCCUUGAGGAUUGAGAUGGUGACAAUAUCUUUUUUUUAUAUAUAUAUCUACGUUAGUUAUCCCUCUUUGCCUUGAUUGCAUCUGCAGCUAGAAUUCAAAAGUACUAAUCAAAUUUUCCACCAUUUUGAAAUAAAGCGUAUGUCUUCCCAGUCCAUUAAAUGAUAGUGGGGCAGAAGUUUUAAAUGAUCAUGUAUUUUUUUUGUUUUUGCUCAAUUUUCCAGAUAUUAUGCUGUCCUUCUUAGACGCAAUUACGUCACUCCAACGUCAUAUCUCGAGCUAAUAAAAACAUUCAAGUCACUUCUUGGGAAAAAGCGAUUUCAGAUACUGACUCUAAAAACAAGGUACCUCAAGGGACUGGAGAAACUCGACUUCGCUUCGUCGCAGGUGAGCAUGGCGAGUUUGAUUCUCACUUCAAACCUCACUUAGGCUAACUCAUUUACGUGAAAUUUUCGCAGGCACUGCUUAAUCGAGGUUUCACGGCUACUUUGUCAUGUUUUUGUUUUUAAAUGCGUAGGCAGAAACAAGGGAAAAACAGAGAAAAGUAAUCAAAGAAGUUUGUCCAUUUAAAUGUAGAAGCUGUUGUGAAAGAUGUUUAUUUGACACUGUUCAUUUACCAGAUAGACGGUGUUUUCCCUCGUUCUGUAUGUUAAUAGUUAGCGCUUCAGGUAUAUUACGACUGCGAUUGGAUACGCAGACCGUAGGCGGAAGUUGACUUUUUGCUAGUGGCUAUGCAUUUAGGGCUGUGGUUUUCUUUUCGAAUAUCUCUUGGCACCAUUCUAAUCAGCGGUUAAUUUAAACUGACAGGUGUCAAUUAUGCAACAAGAGUUAAAGGAGCUGCAACCGGAAUUGAUCCAGACAAGUAAAGAGACAGAACAGCUAAUAAAAAUCAUCGCUGGCGAAACAGUGGAGGUGGAGGAGAAGAAACAGGUUGGUUUCGAUAUAACUUAGCACUACAGGCAAACUCGAGAAGGAGUGUUCUAUCCGAUAUAUGCAAACACCGAGAAGUAUUAUAUCAAACACGAGAAGGAGUGUUUUAUCCGAUAUCCACACACCGAGAAGUAAUAUAUCAAAAAUGAGAACGAGUGUUUUAUCCGAUAUCUACACACCAGGAAGUAAUAUAUCAAACAGUAGAGGGAGUAUUUUAUCCGAUAUCCAAACACCGAGAAGUAAUAUAUCAAACACGAGAAGGAGUGGUUUAUCCGAUCUUUUUUAUGAAAUAUUCUAAGAACGAAAAGUAAAAUAUCAAACAUCAGAAGUAGUGAUUUUAUAUUAUAUUCAAACAAAGAGAAUAAUAACAAUAAUAAUAAUACUACUAAUAAUAAUGAUACAUUUAUAGCGCGCAAUUUUCCGUAAAAAGAAGUAAUGUGCCAAACACGAGGAGUGUUUCAUGAGAUAUUCAAACGCCGAGAUCCAAAUUUUCAAACACUAGAGUGUAUCAAACACCAGAGAGAGUGUUUGAUACAUUUGUUUUCUCGUCCUGAAUUGUUAAUGAGUUUGAGAACAGGUUUUUAACUUUCUCCAUACUCUUUGACUCUUCAUAGUUUACUGAUUUGUUUGAUGUUUAGGCUAUGACUACCUUUUGCUUUAACAUUUCAACUACUACAUUUUUACUACUCAUGGUCCAGAGAAAGCAUAAUCGGCUAAACGUACCUUACGUUAACCAUUAAAUAGGUAAUCAGAGACUAUAACCGUCACGGCACAAAUAAUGUACGAGUUUUUUAAUGCAGGUUGUGCAGGCAGACGAAGCUGUGGCUAACGCGGCUGCACAGGAAGCUCAGGCUAUCAAGGUAAGGUUGAGUUUGCUGCCUUAGAACGACUUUGCGUCAAUAUCGAUCCGAGGUAGAAAUUCGAUUUCACAGGAAACUAGUUGUACUCGGACGCGCGAGUCGAUCGAUUUUUUUAAAAAAUUCUUUCUAACUAAAAGUAGAUUUUGUGGUCCACUUAGGUAAAGUGAGAUUUUAAAUUUUAAAGAAGCAACGCUGUAAUUUGAAGAACUAACUAUAAAAAGCGGACGUGGGAGUUUUGAGCUAGUACCUCGAGAAGUCGAUUUGACGUAGUAUCUAUAGACAGACCUUCAGGGGUCACUAUUCUAAAACGUGGCAUGACAAUGAUAUGCAUAAGACUGGCGUUUAGUGGUCAUCCCUUUUCUUAGUAAUUUUUUAAAAGCAGUGUUGUAAUUUGAAGAACUAGCUAUAAAAAGCGAGCGAGGGAGUUUUGAGCUAAUACCUCAAGAAGUCGAUUUUACGCAGUAUUUAUAGACAGACCUAAAGGGUCACUAUUCUUAAACGUAGCAUGACAAUGAUACACUUAAGACUGGCGUUUAGUGGUCAUGCCUUCUUUUGUCCUCGUAAAUUUAGGAUGAAUGCGAGGAACAGUUAGCUGUUGCCAUGCCAGCACUAAAUGCGGCAGUCUCAGCCUUGGACACCCUUAAACAACAGGACAUUUCACUCGUGAAAUCCAUGGCAAAUCCUCCUGCUGGUGUGCGCAUGGUUAUGGAGGCUAUCUGUAUUCUGAAGGUAACUGAAAAAUGACCCGCGAUGACUUUUUCACCUAUAUAACCUUAAAUAACUGGCUUAGUUCCCGAUUGGCCUCGUAGCUCAGUUGUUUAAAGCACUGGUAGAUAUCUAAUCCAUAGGUUGUGAGUUCAAUCCUCUUCAGCCGGGGUAAAAAACUUUCUCUUUGAUUCCUGGUUUUUCUUACUUUCCUUUGUAGCACUUGCAGUUCAGAAGGGUUUGUAUAGUUUUUUGCUGACACCUCUCAAACUUAACUCAGUUUACGUUUAGGCAGUUAAUGGCGCUUCACAAUUUACUCUGCAGUCUUGAAGAAUGAAACGAUGACCAGCGGAACAGUUAGAAAGGUAGCGAGUCAGAAAUAACUUGAAGGAGGUAGAUAGUUGAGUAGUUCAAUCUUAGUAAAAAAUGGUCUUUUUCUAGUUGUGGUCGGUUUGUUCAUAAUUCGUAACUGAUUUUUUUUUCAUUUUUUCUACAGAAUGUGCGGCCUGAGAAAAAGAUGGUUGAUGGUAAACAAAUUGAAGAUUACUGGGCGUCUUCCAAAAAGGUUAAUCACCCCCCAAGAUUAAGCCGUUAAUAAGAGCUCUUAGUUUAUUUACCAAGGGCCAAAAGUAGGAAAGUGUUUGUGAAAAUUUGAGGCGUGACAUUGUUGCCUGGUCUAUGCUGGCACGAAAGUCCUCAAUGACUGUUCGUGGCGCAAUGCUCUGCUCUCCGUUGACUACUGAAGGUAGAUAUUCGGGAUCAAUUUAGGUUUCCCUGAAACUGCCGACCUGCCCCUCCCGAAACCCAACAUUUUGCCCUGAGGGAGAAGUAAGUAUUAACGUUGAGUUAUGAGAGGGGUAGGUGGGUAGUUUCCCAGACACCUAAUUGUGUUCCAAAACUAGAACGUUGGCAGCGGAGCGAUUGUGGAAAAGAAGAAUAAAACUGGGUAAGGCUAGUCGUCUCAAACACGAUAAUGGACGCUUUUGCCGCAAUCCGCUUUCGAAAAUGAUUUAAGUCAGUAGGGAGAAGAGAGACUACUGUUUGGCAUUCGAGUCUGAGAGAAAAGGAACUAAAAUCUGCAAGAUGUUCCAUGAAAUGAAAUCUUCUAUCUUUUAACCACAAUACGUUUUCUCUCCCUUCGACAUGUAGGUCUUAGGCGACUUGAAAUUCUUGGAAAGUCUGAAGCUCUUUGACAAGGAAAACAUCCCUGUCCCUAUAAUCCGCAAGAUCAGAGAGAAGUACAUUACUAAUCCAGACUUUCACCCCUCCCUCAUCAAAAACGUUUCGUCAGCGUGCGAGGGGCUGUGCUCAUGGGUCCGAGCUAUUGAAGUGUACGACAGAGUUGCCAAGGUAACCGUUUCGUUUUUAAAUUGUGUGUGAUCAAGUGACGUAAUUCUAAUGGAACUGUCCUAGUUAAAGAGGCUUUAUUAUGGGCAUGUAUCGUACGUGGACAUGUGGCAUGUGCCUGAGGAAAAUGUUAUGUUUAAGUUAUCGUCGCUUGAAAUGGAACGCUAACAUACUGUACUUCUUGAAAAAAAAAAAAAAAGAACCUUAUUUUUGGUGAUGCAGUUGGUACAGGUGUUGCCCCUAGCAAGAGAUUUUCUCAGGGCGAAAGUGAGCAAGGAAAUAGCGUUUUCUUAAUUUAGUAAGCGAAUGUGAGCGACCGGAGACGAGGCAGGAUACAGUGCCAGGAAAAAUGAACCUUUUUACUUCCAUGGAGACUUUGUUUGUCCGUAUAAUUUAGGUGUCGGUUCGACUUAUUAUUUUUUUUGUUUGCUUAGCUUGUCGCUCCCAAACGUAAGCGGCUGAUAGAAGCUGAAUCUAUGUUGGCUGAGCAGAUGUCGCAUCUGAACGAGAAGCGUGCAGAAUUAAAGGAGGUGAUGGACAAGCUACAGAACUUAAAUGACGAUUACCAGUCCAAAGUCAACAAGAAACAGGUUUGAUAUGUAGCAGCUUUUUCUUAAUGACUCUGUCGUAGAAUUCCAUCUUUGUUCUAGUCUCAAGAGCGAAACAAUUGUAUCUAUUCUUGAGAUAUCGGUAUGUCCACUUCACUGUCCUUUCUCUCUGUUAUUUCUUGUGUCGCAGCGUGUCUGAUAUUCACUCACACAAGACCAGAUAUGCCUCAAAUCUCAAUUUUCAUGUGCCAUGUUUGACGUCAAAUUAUGGCAAACACACAUUUAAGUUUGCAUAACCGAAAUCUGGGAAGAGAUUCCUACUAACAUGAAAAACACUCGGCUACUACCAGUUCAAAAACUAUACAAACGAAUUCUGCUUAACGCUCAAAGUUAACUAAAUAUAAAUGACUGUUUCACCUCGUCGUCCACAUUUCUAUGGCACCUAGCGCACAUACAGCGGUGGUUAGCUCGAAAGCUAAACUCCUCUCACCACCGUACACUUCUAUCAAAGCCAUAAAUGUCUUUCUUUUCUUUUUUUCUUUUAUCUGUUAUUUUAUUCCUUCGUUACUGUGUACAGUGUAAGUAUUAUAUACAAGUGUGAAUAAACUGAACUGAACUGAACGAGCUUGCUUCCUCCAACGACAACUUCAUUUGUAACGGUUACACUGACCGCGAGGAGUCUGAGAACUAGAAAAGGAGAAUAGAAAGACGAGGAGUCGCUAUCACUGUCACUACCUGUUCUCUCCCCAUUCUCCCACCCGUGCUAUCCAGAACAGAACAGUGGUGCUCGCUCUGCGGAGGAGGCUAUGAGCGAACAAACUAACAAUUUAAACGAUGAUUGUUGAGUUGUGGGAAUGACCUAACGAAUGAAAAGUACAAAGAACAAAAUCUCACUGAUAUUGUUUCUUGCAGGAACUUGAGCGAAAUAUCGCCCUGUGUUCCCAGAAGCUGUUGCGAGCUGAGAAACUCAUAAGUGGUCUGGGAGGAGAACGAUCGCGCUGGACGCAGGUUGGUGGGCUUGCAGGACAUCCAUCUCGAACAGAAAUGGGCGGUAUAUUUCUUUAAUUUCAUUUAUAAUUUCGAAAAGAAAACGUAAAAUUGAAAGAGUUUAAGUUGUUAUGGUAAAAUUGUCCAAUCUGAAGUUGAACAAUUAGGCUGUGUUUCUCUGGGAAAAAGGAUCUGAAUUCGGAUUGAAUUUAAGAAACAAAAUGUCUUUUUCAAAAGAAACAAUGAAUCCGCGAAAAAAUUUUUACCAAGAAUACCUUACAUUGCAAAGGCGGCAAGGCUUUGCGCAGACCAAAUGUUUCACAGGAAGUUCAAUGAUAAAAAUUGUACCCGCAAAGAAACUCUGGACAUUCAAAAUCAAAAGUUAACCUUACUGGACGGUAAAACCGUUCCCUAUUUUAGAUAACUUUGCAAAGCACACUUUCGUUUUGAAUUUAUUUUGUUUUAGGUGGCGCAGGAGCUUGGCGAGACGUAUAAUAAUAUCGUCGGUGAUGUGUUGUUGUCUGGGGGCAUUGUAGCUUAUCUCGGACCAUUUACUGUUGAAUUUAGACAGGUAACUUGGUGUUCCAUUAACACCGGCAUGACAUAUAGUAGGUGGCUUAUGUUCACAAAAAUAAAUGAUCACAAAUGCUUAUGUCACGCGCGGAAAAACCUUGCAGUACGAAAAUUCGCUUGGUAUUGGGCCCACGCAGAGAACGAAACAACACAACGGUUCUUACCGUUUAGGCGACGAUGCAGUGCAUGGCAGGCGCCGGGUAAAUUUUCGGUUCGAUAGCGCCUUGUACUUUUAAGCGAAGAAUUACCUGCUUUCUGUUAAGCAAACAAAAACUAAGUGCUCAACUAACAAAAUUACACAUUUGAAUCUUAAUCUCAAAAAACGUCCACUCGCACGUCGUGUUCCGACUAGCGAGUUGCAGUUAUAGAAAACGAAAUAUUCAAUUGUUUGAAAUGUUACAAAGAUGGGUAAAAUUUGAGUCUUUAAAAGUAGUACAGGUUAGACCGAAUGUUGGGCUGUUUUUUUAAUGAAGCCGCCUGAUUGGCCAUCGCGAAGUUACGCGAGAGACUGGGAUGGAGUGUCGAACUGCACUAUGGGUCUGUUUUGCGGGACGCUAUUGCUUCUUUGAUUGGCUAUUUGCGAGGUUGCGCAGAAAUGUGAGUCAAAAUUCGUCCUCCGAAACAGAUAUAACUAUUUUUCUUUCAGGAAUGCAUCAAGGAAUGGUGGAGCCUGUGCCGAGAGAAAAAUGUCCCAGUCUCUGAUAACUUUUCACUCUCCUCAACGCUUGGGGAUCCCUUGUCCACCCGAGCCUGGCAGAUUGCUGGAUUACCUGUCGACAAGUAAGACACCAAAGGAUUUUGUUUAUUUUUGACUUAACCCCUUCACUGUCCUAGUACUUGAUGGAGUUUUGUAAGGCGACUCUAACUUUUGAGUCUGCAGACGAAAUCCUAUGAUGUGACCAUUCAGAUGAAAGCUCUCUGCCUGUACUUACACAUGGUGCUAUUUGUUUCUCAAAAGUUUAGAAAAUGAAAUUUGCAAAUUUGGUGGAAAUUUGCCUUUGGGCACAUUUGGCAGCGAAAGGGUUAAAUUUACUUUACGAAUAUCCCAAACACAAAUGCAAACUUUUAGUGUACUACUCUCUUUUCAUAAUUCUUUUACAUACUGUAAUACAUCAGGAUAGCGAAAAAAAUCAUUAAAGUGGAAUGGUUUGGUAUUUCACUGGUAUUUGUAUAGGUAAUAGCAUGAUUUGUAGUGAUAUUUGGCAUAAAUACCACGAGUGAUAUUUCGAAAUUGUUAUACGUAAUUUCAAGAGUCGUUAGGCGAGUGAAAUUUGAGACAAUAUUGAAAUAUCACGAGUGGUAUUUAUGCCAAAUAUCACGUACAAAUCAUGCUAUUAUUUGUUUAUACUACUGCCCGCAAUAGUUUUGUAAUUUUCACAUGUAGGUACUUCAAAUUAAGCUGAAAUACCACUGCUCUAAGCCAAUCAUAUUGCAGAAAUUUCUCAUGUAGUAGUAUAAAAAUAGUAAAUAGAACAUCGCAUGGCCGCUUGAAAAUAUCAAAACCGUUUCGAAGCUGGAAGAGACAUUUUGUAUCUCCGCAUAGCCGUUUAGUAUCCUCUGUAUAUCUCGAGAGAACUUUUAAGCCACGAUUUUUCCAGCUUCGAUUCGUUCUUAUUCUUGUUUUGUGGUUUCCACUUUCAGUUUUUCGCUUGAUAACGCAAUUAUUGUAACCAAUUCGCACCGCUGGCCUCUGAUGAUCGAUCCACAGGGCCAAGCAAACAAGUGGAUCAAGAACAUGGAGAAACCAAACAGUCUCCAGGUCAGUCCACAAAAGUAUUUGCACAACCUCGGUGGUUUAACCGUUAAAAGUCCUGGGUACAAAUUUAUUAAUAAGCUAUUUCCGAGUUUCCGAUCAGCGCGCGCGUAUAGGUAAAAUCUUUGCUCGUUAGCACUUACCGAUAGCUGUAACUAGUUUAUUUAUUUAUUCAUUUGUUUAUUAGCCACUCCCUGCAAUGGACCCUAAAGAGACAAUGAUAAAUUAUCAAAGAUUCUCAAACUCAUUAAUUAUUCAUGUCGUCAAAAGCCAAUAAAUGACGACCAUUUGGGUUUGGUGGAGGACUCCUGAUACAUUGUACCAAGUGAAACAGCAGAUAAAACACCACCAGAUCUCAGAUGAAACAUGUUUUUCAGCUGAGAUCAAACUCUUAUAACGUGUCAAAAACUCGGGCUUCGUGCUUCACCACGGAUUCCAAACACGUGGAAGCAGAUGAAUGCUGUUUCUGUUGCCCAGUGCCUGGCUCAUGAACCACUCGCCUUCUUUUUUGACAUUAAUUUAAACAUUUAUUUCAAAUGAAACUGGCGGAGAAUUAAAGCGACUCACUCUAAACAAAGGGGAAUUGUUUGAAGCACCUGAUCAUGAAUCUUUGUGUCUUACUUUGUUCAGAUCACCUUCUUAAAGGGAACCUCCACUUCAACAAAAAGAUAACUAUAAAUCACAGGAAAUAACUGUUACAGUCAAGUCAAUCUAAAAUAUUUUUAAAGAAAGCGUUUGUAUCCGAAAGAAAUAACUUUUAGAUUCGCCCAUUUUUGUUUUCAAAUUUUGCGGGCGUCGCCAUCUUGAAUAAUUGUGACGUGUAAUGGUUGCCCUAUUGUUAUUAAACAAAAGCUCUUUGUGUCAGAACAAGAGAGCAACCGUAACACGUCACAAUUAUUCAAGAUGGCGGCGCCCGCGAAAUUUGAAAGUGAAAAUAAGCGAUUAUAAAAUUCACUUUUCCUGAUAUAAACACUUUUUUUAAGACAAAUUUCGAACAAAUUUGUUUAUCAACAUAAUUUUAUUCGAUUUAAACUUAUUCUGUAGUAAGAGUGGAGGUUCCCUUUAAAAGAUGGCAAGCCUUUCUUUUUAGUAUCAUUUUGAAGGUUAUGUGGGUCACUUUUGCACUGUAACUUUUUAAACUUUUCUUGUAGGUGAUCAAAUUGUCAGAUCAGAACUACGUCCGAACCUUGGAAAACUCUUUACAGGUAAACUUCAUUGUUUUGUGAAUGAACGCGAACGCACUUCCAUUGUGCUAUUGUUUAUGCCCCGAGGAAUUUAUUGUGGCAUCAGUUUUUUUUACAAAAGCAAAGCGCAAAGUUUGGGGGUGGUCGUUUCCCGCUCCCUUUUUCCCGUUCCCCUUACCCGUUACCCGCUCCCUGUUCCCCCUUCCCCGUUCCCUGCUCCCCGUUCGCGCUUCCCGUUCCCCGCUCCCCGUUCCCCGUUUUAGUAACAUCCAGUUUAGAACUAGACAGCUGCAUAGUAGAAUACCACUCGUAGCUUUUCGAUUGUGUUGCCGCACUUUUUCCAAAUUAAAAAAUUUUGAUUUGCAAUGAUAGAUCGAUUUGGAUGUGCCUGAUGGUACGUUAAUGCAUGUCAGACUUACUAAGCUAUGUGAAUCUUGAUGUUACCUAUCAAACAGUAGAAGAAGUGUUUCGUCCUAUGUCCAGACACCGAUAAGUGGGAGGGUAAAAACCCAAGCAAUUCGAAUUUUUUUAUAUCGUUAUUGGUAUGUCUGGAUGGUAGACGGAAAACUUCUCACUCAUCAUGUAUUGGACAAAGAUUCUCGAAUAGGUACAUGAAGGUAUGCGGGCUUUUUGAUGGUGACGAUUUCCUUCUAUCUUUAUUGAUUACUCAUGGGUCUUAAAAUUGUAUUUUGAAGUUUGGUACACCUGUUCUGUUGGAGAAUGUCGGAGAAGAACUGGAUCCUCUACUGGAACCAAUCUUGUUGAAACAGACAUUUAAACAGGUGUGCUAGAAUAAUUUAAUAGGGAGCUUAAGUAACCACGAUGGCGGCGGGUACAAAAGAAGGCGAGUUCGCGCUGUUUCAAACUUCAUGGCUAUUAUUCCAUCUCCCAGUUCAGUAUGUCAGAUGAUGGCGAAUUUUUCAGGGGUUGAAUAGGCCAGUUUCGAAUAACUUAAAUUCACACUUGGCUCCGAAGCUGAGAAAUGUAAAACAAAAGAUCAAUAAUUCAUUUCUUUUGUUCUAUUCCCUUCAGCCUCGGAGCCAAGUUUAAAUUUUGAUAAUUCUAAACUGGCCCAUUCGAACGAAGUGUAUCUAAGUUAGGGAAAAGAAAAAGAAAAUCUUUGUGUUGUGCUCACGUCCUCUUUAACGUAAAAGUAGGACGUUUGACCAUACUUGUUAGAGGAGACUGGUUAUGUAAGGCAACAAACAUCAGAAAUGAAAACGAUAGUACUGCAGUUCAUGUUGGAAGCUCCCUGAAGCUGCACAAUCCUUUGUUUUCUUUUGGCAAAUUGUGACGGAAUAAAUUGAUGCGACGUUUCUGUUGGUCAGUAAGAUCAUAAUGAUAGGAACGCCAUUCAACGUUGUAUACCGUCAAAUCCACAAAAGCAUAUAAAAAAAGAAGUCUGGCGGGCUUCGUGACCAUUCCAAUCUAUUUACUAUGGUUUCACUUCGUCGUCAGGCAACGAAACUGACGAAAUGUACAAAAUAGCGUCAUGCAGGUACAAAGUUGUAGGUUUGCUAAUCUAAACCUACUGCUUUUUGGCGUUUUCUUUGUCAUUGUGGUUGCUUAAGCUUCCUAUUCUUCUUUGCAUCCAAUGCACGUUAUCGUUGCAUUUUAUUCAUAGCUUAUCAAAUUAUUUGGGUUAAGCGAAGAAAUACAAAUUCAUCGUAUGCUUUUCUUUAGGGUGGAGUAGAAUAUCUGCGCAUGGGUGAUCAUGUCGUGGAGUUUAGCAGGGUAGGUGUUUAUUGUCGAAUUUAUUUACGUUUAAUGUUGGUUUUGUUUUCUUAGUACUUUGCCUUAGCUCGUAUUUUCUUUUGCAGGACUUUAGAUUUUACAUCACUACAAAACUGAGAAACCCACAUUAUUUGCCUGAGGUGUCAGUAAAGGUAAGCUACGAAUGAAUAUCGCCGUUACACUAGACAUCGUAUUUUUACACCGAUUUGCCUCCAGUAAAGCGCGCUUCUUAUGUUUGUAGUUUUACGUUUUCUGUUACUGUGUGACAGCGAGUCUAUCUCUAACUUCACAUGUACUCGAUGUCUUUUUAAAAGUCAUUUUUAGACACGUUUUUGCACGAAUUACACCACUUUUCAAUAUUCUCACGGAGUUUGGAAUUUUUACGAAACACACAACUGACGAAAUCUUCGAAACUUCAGCUGCAGCGCUCGGAUUUCCAGCUUAUUUUAAAACGGAGUUCUGUUGCUUUGAAAUGGGAUCCUUUUUCAGUUAUAAUUUAUUGUACAUCAAGCUAGAAUGUUAGAUAUUUCCUUUUGGAAAUUACAGCCGAUGAACAUAUUGUGCGAGCAACAAUGACGGACAAAAGUGUUGACACACUUCUGUAAAAUGGCCCCAUUUUUCAUUGUACGCAUACUUAUCCCCUCCCCCGGUGUACCCCCACCCCCUUCUCGCGAAAUCAAUGUUGUAUUUUAUACCAUCAAGUCUUUCUUCAACUGAAAACAACAUUGAUUUAGGGGUGGGGGGAUUUACGGCCUUUAAAUACAGUCGUAUGUAAAAGGAAAGAAAGUGUUAAUGAAAGCGGUGUUUUAGACAAGUGUGUCAACUACUUUUGUCCCUGAUUGAAGGUAAUGUAGGCCAAGCGAGGGAAGGGAAUACUAGUAAAGAGCCUUUUCCCCAGUUCCGUCGGGUUGUUAGCCUGCCCCAAUCUUAGACGAGCUCUUUUUGUGUAUGCCCGUAACUCUUGUCAUGUUCUCACAGGUGACCCUUUUAAACUUCAUGAUAACCCCUCUCGGCCUGGAGGAUCAGCUGCUUGGAAUUGUAGCUGCCAAGGAGAAGCCUGAAUUGGAGGAGAAAAAGAACGAGUUGAUUAUCGAGAGCGCCAAGAACAAGAAACAGCUGAAGGAGAUUGAGGAUAAGAUUCUGGAGGUGCUUUCAACCAGCGAAGGCAACAUACUGGAGGACGAGACAGCCAUCGAGGUACCCAUCCGCCUACAGUUUGACACUCUUAAAACAUACUGAGAGCUCCGGAUUUUAACAUCAGACGUUGACGUUAUUAUUUAAAGAGAACCCAUGCUUUUGUUUGAAAUAUGUUGUUCAACUGUUCUGUACUGUUCUCGCCCUUGUCGCCUUAGUUUCUGGUUGCUUAAACCCCUUUACUUUCAAGAUGUAACUGUUUUACAUGUUUGCACGCCGGUCCCCUCGCAAUCUAAAGCCCUGUAUAGGACGACACAGAAUCAGUUUGGUCCAAUGAAAGAUGGUAAUUGUUGUCUAUUGGGUUUGCUCUAAUUUUAGUACAUGGAUUACUGGCAUAGGCCUUUUCUUGCGUACACCAAAUGGACUGAGUUUUCUAAAACAUUACGUUUACUUUUUUUUUCAUUCAUUUAUUAUUUUGUAGGUGUUGUCAUCCAGCAAGAAGUUGUCAGAAGAAAUCUCUGUUAAACAGGAAAUCGCCUCAAAGACUGAAGAAGAAAUUGAUAAGACUCGGGGUGGUUAUAAACCUGUAAGCCGUACUUGAAAUCUUCAUUUGCGCUUUGUUUUCCUAGUUCUAUGUAUUUCAGGUUAAGUUGAUCUUUAUUCGCCACUUGGACAUCUCUCAUAAUGUAUCUUAUUUGCCCCUCAAGAUUUUGCACAACCUCUGUUUUUCACUUCUCCUGGGUAUUACAGCCGUCCCAAGAGAAAAACAAUGCUUAUGCAAAUUUUUUUUUUUUUUUUUUUUUUUUUUGGGGGGGGGGAGGGGGUGGUGGGGGGGAAUAAGGUGCAUUAUGGGAAAUGUACAAGUAACGAAUCCAAUCGGACUGGCCAACUAUCACUUUUCUUGCUCUACAUUGUUUUUGUCAAGGGAAUGGCAAGGUUACCCGAUUAACGCUACCGCAGCUGGGAGUGGGGGAGGGGAGAGGAGGAAAGGGGAGGGAAGGAUGAGAUGCAGUUAUUUUCCAGGGUACCAAUUCAGGAUUGUUAUAAGCCAACUACAAGUAUUGCAAAUUAGUGCAGUUUAAAGCAUUCACCCACUGAUUACAUAUUAUAGGUCAGAGACCUUGUUUAUUAAAUGUUAUCAUAUGUGUUACUUUCCCAGGUGGCCCAACACUCCAGUAUCCUGUUCUUCACCAUAUCUGACCUGGCCAACAUUGAACCAAUGUAUCAGUACUCGCUCACCUGGUUUAUUAACUUAUACCUCCAGGCAAGUCCCCUGUUUUGUUAGAAUUUUUUUGAGUUAAAGAAUCUUACAAAUAAGUUACCGCAAAAAAAUGGACUCCUGGUAUUUCGUAAUCAAAACGGAAACUGCCAAAGAAGUCUCAUGGUAUCUAACGCAACACGCGAAUGGAUUCUUAGCCGGAUGAAUUUAGGUUUCUGGGAAACUGCGUACCUACCCCUCCCCUAAGCCAACAUUUUGCCCUUAGUAAGAAGUAAGUGAUAAUGUUGACUUAGGGGAGGGGUGGGUGGUCAGUUUCCUAGAAACCUAAAUUGAUCCGCUUAGCCUACUUCGCAGACGUAAUCUAACCCCUGCUAGUAACGUCUGCGAAGCAACGCCGAGGUCCUUGUUUUGGGCCCCCCAAUGGACUCAACGAGUUACCGGAAUUGCGACUUGAAUUUUCCUGCUCUAAUUGGUCAGUUGAAUAAUGCCUGUUUUAACAGGCCGACCAUGGCUCGAGCUCAAGUCCUGGUACACGGAUAGGGAGCCAAAGCAAGGAUUUCCGCGCUGGCUCGCAGACCUGCUGACGGACUUAACCACAGGUUUAUUUUCAUCGUCUGUGGUGCAGGCUAGCUAGUGAAUGCUUUAUGUGCGAGGAUUUUAUUUCUUUUUAGUAAUUGAUGAAAAAACGAAUGUUCAAUGAUGAUACUGACGGAGGAAGUAAUUUUUGACUCAAUAUGACUGCGCAAAUGAAACGGACCCAACAUUAUUGGAUGUUACAUGUUGCGUCCGGUUGCACACCCUAUUGCAUGUUGUUGCGUGUUGUUGGAAGUUGUUGCGCAAAGUUUGAAACUGGUCAAACUCUUAGCUACGUGCAAACGGACGCAACAACUCCCAACAAUUUUAUGAGUUGUUGCCUCUGUUUGUAUGUAGCUUUAAGUUAUUAAAAAAAACCUUUAUCAAUUAAUUACUUGCUUGUUAAAUUCUUCUCUUAAUUUUCUGUGUUUUUUUUUUCUGUUUUUAGUCCAUCAUAAAUAGCGAACCAUCCUCAGAUCUUUCAAGAAGAAUCAUAAAUCUAAACGAUCAUUUUACCUACAGGUGAGAUUUAAUUAUCUUUCAAUAUUCACGCAGAACGACUUCCAAAAGUGCAAACCGAGAUUCUCUCUCUUUUUCGUAGCUGGCAGUAAAUGAGGAGACUAAAUAUAAUAGACCUUUCCACGGUUUUUCCAACUUUAGGGAAAAGCCGUCGACUGCGCUGGAAAGAGAGCCUUUUAAUUAGUAAAAUUGCCAAGCUUGAAAGUGGUUUGUUGAAAACUCGCGAAGAUAUAGCUCGGCCCUCCUCAAAGUCGCGAAAUUUUACAGACGCUUGUGUGCCCCAUCUUACCUUGGGCACCAGAGGUUUUUCUCGCGUGCGGCGGAAAUUUUCGGUGUUGGCCGAAGGCCGACACAUCUACGGCCGUUGGCCGAAGCCACGAGCGGCAAAGACCGGAAACCACGCUAGAAGAGUCUCUUGCACCCAGGGUAGCCCCAUCUUACAAGCGUCUUUAAAUUUUAGCAACUUUGCGGUGCUAUAUCUUCGCUCGCUUAAGACGUAUCACUUUUAAACUUGGCAAGUUUACUUAUAUUAAGGCGCUCUUUCUGGUGAUGUCGAAUGAUUUUCCCCAACUGGUCCACGUCAAAAAUUGAAAAAACCUUGCAAGGGUCUAUUGUCAUGAUAUCAGUCAAAUUUGCAGUUGGGGCUAGGUGACCUGGCCUUUAUCUGGAAGUGAGGCUUUAGUUUUCUUUUCUUCUCUCGUACUACAUCGCUAAACUCUAUUAACUUAAAGGUAAAACUCAACGUUAGAUAACUGUCUGUUUUGUCGCAGCAAUAAGAUAUAUAACUUAUAAUAAUUAAUUUCCUUGUAAAUAGAAUUUUUGAUUUCAUUUUUUGGGAGUUAGCUUUGAAAACUUUUAGUUUCUCCAACUUCCGUCACUAAUAUAUCCUUUAGUUUCGGUUAUCUAUAUCCCUGUGUAUUGAAAUGUUAUAUCUCAUUAUUUAUUAUUAUUAUCCUCUGUAUUUCCAUUGGAAAGUGAAACCUGACUUGAAUGGUCUCAAGCCGUUUCCUGGUAAUAAAAUUCACUGCCGUCAAACAGUUAACUUGUAUAGUUCUAUUCUGUGAUUAGACUGUUUCUUCACUGUAUCUCCUUCUUGUUUUCUUUUCAGUAUUUACAAAAACGUGUGCCGAUCGUUGUUUGAGAAGGACAAGCUCUUAUUUUCAUUUCUGCUGUGUAUUGGCAUUCAAAGGGGCAGGUAGGAGGCAUUCAUCGCUCACCCUGGAAAGUGGUAACAAUCACCUACUCUUGGAAAAAACCACAAUUGUUUAAGUUCAACUUUUUUUGAGUAUAUUGUAGAGCACAAGCUACAUGUGGUGCUUUGUGCAUCGUGGCUUCGUCGGAACUAACACUGGUUCUAUUCCUAAGGCGCGGAGAUGAUUCUUUAUACCUACACCGUAAUUUUUAGGGAGGUAUUAUAACUCCAAAAAUAGAGUAAAAAUUAUAGGUACAGGAUAACCCCUUUUUGGGUGUUACUUUAACUCCUAAUUUAACUCCGAAUUUGGGGUCAUUUUUACUCCUGAAAAAGAGUUCUUUUUACUCCCAGUCUGGAGUUAAAAUAACUCCGAAAUGGGGUUAUUUUUACUCCUUACAUGGGUUGUUUUUACUCUUUUUGGAGUUAAUUUAACUCUGAAAGUGGAGUAAAAAUUUUAGGUACAGGAUAACUCCUUUUUGGGGGGUUAUUUUAACUCCUCAAUAUCUGGGGUCACUUUUACUCCUGAAAAAGAGUUCUUUAAACUCCUUUUUGGAGUUAAAAUAACUCCCCAAAAAAUAACUCCACUGUAAGGAGUUAAAUUAGCCCCACUAGAGGAGUUAUUGUAACUCCUUGAAAAUUACUGUGUAGGGAGUAAUUUAAGCGGUACAAAGGAUGGUCACUUUGUUUAAAUUUGUUAAAAAGACAGCGUUAAUAUUUUGAUCCUCGGCUUCAAGACCUCCAACUCUUACUAAGGUUUCCACUUUGUGUUGCAGUUCUUUGUUGACCUUCAAACUUGGAAAUUUUGCUAAUCGUAAGGCGCUCUUUCAAUGAGCUGCGAAGGGUAUUUGCUGAUUGGUCCUUACAAAAACCUCUAUAACAUAUCAUUUUCCUUCAAUUGCAGCGGUAAAAUUGAUGAACAAGAGUGGCGGUUUCUGCUGACGGGAGGAGUUGCCCUGGAGAACAAGUUCCCAAACCCUGCCUCUGAUUGGUUGACCGAAAAGUCCUGGGCUGAAAUGGUUCGUUGUUCAGCGCUACCGUCUUUCAAGGGAAUCUUGAAACACUUCACUGAAAACGUGAGUUUUAGAUAGACGGCUCGCAGAAGUUCCUGAAAAAUGCUUGUAAUAUUUUCCACGUACUCUCUGACGUGAGGCGUGGGCAGUCUAGCUCUCACGUGAAAAAAAACUCCUGGUGGUUUAUUAGUGUGUUAUCAGUAUUUUGAGUUAGCGAGGUUUUAGACCACGUAGGUAUCUCGUCUAACUGCUAUCCUCUUGUAAGGGAAUCCAAAACAUUCUUGGAUUCUGGAUUUCACUCCAUGGAUUUAAGAUUUCAGGUAUUGGAUUCCAGAUUCUUUUUCAGUGGAACUUGGAUAGCGGAUUUCAAAUGGGAGAAAAUUGCGCUUUGAUACUGUUUUGGGGGGGACGCUGUCGCCUCUACACUGCUUCUUCUACUGACCUUUUCGACGUUGCGCGCUGGCGCGAGUCUUGGCCAACAUUUUUCCCACAGACAGUCUCGUCGUGCAAUUCACUAGAUGCAAGUCCGGGAAACUGCCCACCUACCCCUGCCCUAUGCCAACAUUAACACUUAGUUCUUACUGAGGGCAAAAUGUUGCCUUAGGGGAGGGAUAGGUGGGCAGAUUCCACGAAACGUUUAGUUAUCCACGUAAAACCUCGAGAAUGCCCUACCCAGGCAUUUCUCCACUCCACCCUGCGAAAGUUCAAAACUCACCUUAGCCCUAUGGCGAUGUAAUUCGUUUUAACCCGUUCAUAUGUUGAAAGAUACUUUCUCAACCAAGUUCAUUGUAUUUCUUCCUUAAUCGUUGAGUAAAACACGGUGGAAAGUGUCUUCAAGGUAAAAAGUGCGAAGUAGUUGUGUCUGUUCUUUGAAAUAGGUUGAUUGACACAGUUGCGAGGCAUCACGCCCUUCAAAGAAAUAUGGCGCGUUCUAUGUAUCUAAUUGAUGGACGUUGAAGUGGUUCGUACACAAAUAUCUUUGCUCCGCAGCACUCAAACAGCGUUUUAAUUACAGUGUCAUUUUCAGUAGGACAUUGUUAAGAGCUUGUGACAAGUUAAAUUGCCGUAGAAAUUUUGCUGUAAUGAAAAAAACUCCUGUAGUGAAAUGAUCACGUUUAAUCUCUUAGCAAAACAGAAACGCAAUUUUCCGUCGAAAGAGCGAUGCUGUUUUGUGCUUUAUAAGUUACAGUGUUGUUAUUAAGUAAGUUAACAUUUUGAAAACGCGUAAAGGGCGCCAACGGAGUUUUAAAAGCCCGGACGUACCAAGUUCUGGCACACCUGUAUUUUUGCAACGAUUUGCGUCAUGGCCUUCGCUUCUAGUAGGAAAUUGAUAACGAAUACGAGCGUUCAAACCAAGUUCAUAUGCUUUAAUUGAUAAUUUGUCACGUUAGCCUUAAACGUUUUUUUAACGAAUUUUUGAAAGCCCGGACUUACUGUGUUCUGGCUCAGCUGCACUUGUUUAACGAGUUUGCUUCGUGGCCUUCUCUUUCAGUUAAAUAAACGUGCAGUUGGAGUUCGAGUAGGAAACUGAUUACGAAUACGAGCGUUGAAACCAAGUUCAUAUGCUUUAAUUAAUAAUUUGUCACAUUAGCCUUAAACUUUUUAAAUCGUUGCAUGUACUGGUCGUUACAGGAAAGAUGAUCGUCCUAGGCAGUUGACUGACUCGAAAGUCCAAAGUAGCACUUUCGAUGAAUUUUUUUGUGUGUGCUUUUAAACUUGCGGAUUUUUUAGCCGAUUAUUAUGCACUAUAUAAGGCUGUUUUUGUUUAUUUGGGGUUGAACACAGACAUCUUCCUUACUGACUACCAACAAACUUUGAAUCUCACAAUUUUCACUACGGGAACCAGCUAAACCUACGAUUUAAAACCUCGCGAAAGUCGAUGUUUCGAAAGCAAUAGAUCCAUGGAUUGAUUGCUGAUGAUGUAAAAGCAACCGCCUCAACCCAGGGCCACACAGCAUUAUAAUAUUUAACAUACAAACAAUAAUCUUCUCCUUUCACUUCGUGCACAAUGGUGGCGACUAAACAAGGCAUCCAUGAAGCGAUAAAUACACCCACUACCAUCCCUACUGUUUUUAGGGCUUUAUAGUUCUUUACAGCAUGAUAUACAGUAUUGUUCUGGAAAGAGUUGUCCUGUAUUCUUCUGAUCUGACUCCUGGCCGCUUUAAAAAUCCAUGCAUAGCAGAAAGCAACGAUGAUGUUUGGCACCAAAAACGUGGCGGCCGGUAUUAUAAUGAGAAUCUCCAUAUUUUCCUCGCUCACGAACAACAGUGAAAACGGUAGAACUAUCGAGGCCACCCAAACUGAAAUGAUCGAAGAAUGACAUGUACGUUUGGUUACAAUAAGUCUGUAACGAAGAGGAAAACAAAUUGCGAUAAAGCGAUCCACAGAAACACAGCACAAGUUAAAAGUUGUAGCCGCAGUUGUGUGUAUCCAUAACAUUUCCAGAAUUUCGGACCCUGUACUAAUAGACGGCGGCUGAAUCACAUAACGCACGGCUAUCCACACAGGGUUAAUGACAAGCCCUACAAGAAUGUCUGCCGUUGCCAACGAGAUUAUAAAACGGUUUGAAAUGGUUCUUAAAGACUCGUGUUUAUAAAACAACCACAUUACAAGGGCGUUUCCCGUAAUAGUUGCUAGGCUAGUAAAACUAAGCCAAACGGAAAGGAUAAAAACCGAUUCACUUGCGAAUCGCUUAUCGGGGCACGACUCAUUCAUGUUAGGUUCCAUGUGAAAGGCGAUAAAAUCUCCUCUGUUGAGGUCUUUAAGUACCUAAUAGUCAGGAUGCGGUUCCAGAAACGAGUCUUUUGAUGGAAGAUUCGUGGCCCACUAAAACUAUAUCAUCCAGUUGCAGAAGCUCAGAAAUGUCUGCUCUUGAACCACUCACCGUCCAAUGAACAGCACUGUGUUUUAGAUUCUCUAGUCAAGUCAGUAAAACCUGCCAAAUCACUUUCCGGCCUGCAUCUUCAACGUAAGAUGUAAAACAAGGCAUUUGAACCUCCUAAUUAUUUUUCAUUCACUUGGCGAUCAUUUAAACUGACAACUUCCGUUUUCACUUGACAUUAUAAGGUAGACUGAAGUGUUUUUUUUUUUUUUCUUUUUGUUAGAUUAGUUUUCCCUUCACGUCCUUUUGUGCCUCCUACACCCGGGCCAGAUAAGCAGUGCUGCUCGAAAUUAGCACAAAAAUGAGUUAAGAUUAUCGGUGUCCCCUCCUUCUUUCAAGGAACAAAAAACAUGUAAAUGAUAGAAAUUAGGCAAUGAGGCAGCUCAUUUCAGCUGGUAUUUACAAGUUUGCGCCCUCUUUGCCAUUCUGCUCGUAUUGAUUGACAAUGUGUUUUAGGCAUUAAGUUCUGAUGUACUUAGAGACAAGAUUAUUUUUGCAUAUAAAGAGAAACGUUUGCGCAGAUGCCAUUAUUUUCAUUUUGUUUCAUAAAAAUUUUAAAAGAGCCACACCAGAGCUCCUAAAUUAUGCCGCGUGCCAUAUCAAAAGGCGUGAAAAACAAUUUGCCAUCUGACCCCCCAAUCUUAAGAAGAACGAAUGAAAAAAUUGAUUAUAAAAGUUCUACUUCCGCAGUUCGUUGUUCGUAUUUAGAAUUGUAUGUUUUGCUCUGUUAUUAAUUUAGCGAUCUGAUAUUCUUCACGCGAUGCUUUGUUCCUCUGGGUUACCGCACGUCUUCUUGGCAGUUAGUUCCAAACACAGGUUCCCCAAGCUCACGAGUGAGAAUAGUGUUGCGUAACAGAAAUAUUAUAACGGUUUGUAUAGAAAAUUUAUCGAACGUUAUUUAGGGCAUUAAAAUAGAAAUAAAAAUACAUCAAAACUUCUUACCUUGUCUCCUUGUCUUGUUUGUGGUAUGUUCUUAGCAUUUCUGGCCGUUUCCGCGCGAUUCUAGUGAGUUUUAGUUCUACUGUUGCUCUCUCUAAACCGGCCAGAAAUGCUAAGAACGUACCACAAACAAGACAAGGAGACAAGGUAAGAAGUUUUGAUCUAUUUUUAUUUCUAUUUUCAAGCCCUGAAUAGCGAUCGAUAAAUUUUCCAUAGAACGCCUUAUAAUAUUUGUUACGCAACACAAUUCUCAUUCGUGAGCUUGGGGUCCCUGUGUUCCAGCUGACAAAAAAAAAAGACCCUGCGGAGGAGAGAGCAAGUAUGGGUACCAGAGGUUUUUUCUAGCGCGCGACAAGGAGCUUCGUCAGUCGAAGGCCGACACGUCUUCGGCCGAAACCGCGCAUGAAAAGCCUCUGGCAGCCAGGGUAAGGAAAGAAAAACUGUGCCAUUAAUUUCCAGUAAGGACACUGUCAAGAGCUUGUGACAAGUUAACUUGGCGUGAUGUUAUGAAGUGAUCACGUUUACGUCUCAGUAAAACAGAAAUGGAUUUCCUUCCAAAAAGAGAGGCUGAUUUGUGCAUUUCAAGUUGUAAUGUUAUUAUUAAGUGAGUUAACACUUAAGUUAAGUAAGUUGCAUAAAGACACCAUGAGUGAGUGAUAAUGGCUCCACGGAGUUUUAAAAGCCCGGACUUAGCUGCACUUUUUUAACGAGUUUGCUUCGUGGCCGGCGCUUCUAGUUAAAAGAAAAAAAGCACUUGCGGUGGUGUACGAGUAGGAAACUGAUUACGAAUACUAGUUUUCAAACCAAGUUCGUAUGCUUUAGAUAAUAACUUGUCACAUUUACCUUAUCUUUUAAAUAGCUGUAUGUAUUGGUCAUUAACAGAAAGGAAUCUCCUAUGGUAAUUCUCUGACUCGAAAUUCACAAGUCGCCUUUGGUAUUGCUAAACAUACUUUCUACUUCAAGAUCAAUUUUUGUGUGUGCUAUUAGUUAUAAACUACGGCUUUUUUAGCCAAGUAUUAUGCGCCAUACAUUUGCAAAGGCAAAAUAAAGGCCCUCUUUUUAGUCUUAGCUAUCUGGGUUGAGAACAGAAAUCUUCCUCUUAGAUUAUCCAACGAACUUUGUAUCUCACAAUUUUCACGACGGAAACCAACUAAACCUACGAUUUAAAACCUCGCGAAAGUCUGUGUUUCGGAAGCAAUAGAUCCAUGGAUUGAUCGCUGAUGACGUAAAAGCAACCGCUUCAAUCCAUGGCCACACAGUAAUAAAAUAUCUGCCAUCUAAACAAGGAUCAUGUCCUUUCACUUGGUGCACAAUGGAGACGACUAAACAAGGCAUCCAUGAAGCGAUGAAUACGCCCAGUACAAACCCUACUGUUUUUAGGGCUUUAUAGUUCUGUUUGGCCUUAAACAUAGUAUUGUUCUCGAUAGAGUUUUCUCGUAUUCUUCUGAUCUGUCUCCUUGCAGCUUUAAAAAUCCAUGCGUAGCAGAAGGCAACGAUUAUGGUGGGCAGUAAAAACGUGGCAACCGAUAACAUCAUUCCCAUUUUUUCCUCGCUUACGAAUAUCAAAGAUAACGGCAGUAAUAUCGAAGCAACCCAAGCUGAAAUGAUCGAAGAGUGACAUGUACGUUUGUUUAUAAUGAAUGUGUAACGAAGAGGAAAGCAAAUUGCGAUAAAGCGGUCCACAGAAACACAGCACAAGUUAAAAGUUGUAGCCGCAGUCGUGUAUACCCAUAACAUGUUCAAAAUUUUGGUCCAAGCACUAGUAUCUUGCGGCUGAAUCACAUAACGUACGGCUAUCCACACAGGUGCUAUGACAAGCCCUACGAGGAAGUCCGCUGUUGCCAACGAGAUUAUAAAACGGUUUGAAGUAGUUCUUAAAGACUCGUGUUUAUAAAACAACCACAUUUCAAGGGCGUUUCCAGCUACAGCUGCAAGGCUAGUAAAACUAAGCCAAACAGAUAGGAUAAUAACCGAUUCACUCUCUAAUCGGUUAUCGGAGCACCAUUCAGCAAUGUUUGGUUCCAUGUAGAAGGCGAUAAAGUUUCCUGUCUUGACGAGUCUUUUCUAAACUUUAAAGGGCCUAAUAGCUGAUGUUAUUAGAUGUGGUUCGAAAAAUUUUUUUUCAGCAUGGCUUUAAAAUGCUUGAGUCUGUUGAUUGAAGGUGCCUGCCCACUAAAACGAUAUCAUUCAGUUGCAAUUCGUCGGAGAAAGAGCCUCCAGGUAAACUACUCAGCACCGAAUGAGCAGCAUUGUUUUGUUGUUGACUCUCUUAUGCUAGUCAAUCAAUAAAACUCAGCAAAUCAUUUUGCAGCUUGCAUUUUACGCUGAUUGUACUUAAGAUGUAAGGCAAGACACUUGAACCUCCCCCCGAAUGAUUUGUCAUUCACCUGGCGAUCAUUCAAAAUGUCACCUUUCGUUCUCGUUUGCCACUGUUCGGUAAAUUGAUGUUUAUUUAAUACCCUAGUCCUCUCUGACGCUUUCUUGCCCUGAAUACACCUGUUUGCGCAGUUUGGUCGGAUUGCAACUGCUUGAAUAAAUGAUUCAAAAAUAAGUGAAAAUUAUCGGUCCCAUAUCCUUCAUUAAAACUACAAAAUAACAUGUUAAUGUCAAAAAUUAGAACUCGCUGUUUUAUUUACAAAUUCACCGCCUAGUGGGGCAUCCCCGCUCGUAUUGAUUGACAAUGUGUUUUAAGCAUUGAUUACUGAUGCACUCAGAAAUAAGAUAAUUUUUGCAUAUAAAUGGAACGUUUGCACAGAUGCCAUUAUUUUCAUUUUGUCUCAUGAAACUUUUAAAAGAGUCAUCCCAGAGCUCAUAAAUUGUGUUGCGUGUUAUAUUAAAAAGCGUGAAAAACAAUUUGCCAUCUGACCCCCAAACUUAAAUGGACUAAUAAGAAAAAUGAUUAUGAAAGUUACCUAUCCGCAGUUCGUUGUUCGUAUUUAGAAUUGGAUUUUUUGUUCCGUUAUUACUUUCCUUAUCAAUCUGAUAUUUUUCACCUUUCGCUUUGUUCCUCUGGGUUACCGAUUCAGGGUGUGUUUACCGAACGCUACGUUCGCAGUUAGAUCAACUGACUUAAGCGCGAGAGCGGCCUUAUUAAGCCACCACUGUAGAUAACUUAUGGCAACCUCUGACUGAAAAAAAAAGAAACAUAUAAAUUAACACAUUUUCGUUGUUAGAAGCCUUUUGUAAACCGUGAUGAAAAUUCACAUUUAAAAUUUUUUCGCUCUUUCUCCGCCUUAAAUUUCCAUGAGAAGUUGAAUUUUUCACGGUUGAAGCAAAGCGCAGCUGGCGUUGAAUUAAGUUUCUGAAUUAUUUCGGAAUCAUUUUUCCAGAUCAAAGUCACAGAUCUUUCAUAGCUUUGGCAAUGCAUAGUUAGGUCCUUGUGGAAGUAUGUGGUAGUCCCUGCACUGCAAGAUUUUCGACUUCAAAUUUUGUAUGAAACUACACCGUGGUUGCCCUAGGAUCCCCCCCCCCCCCCCCCCAUUUAAGAUUCCCGCGAGAAGCGAUGUCCUUCAGUUUUCUAGCGACUCCAAUCGAGUGUGCGUGGGACAUUUUCCGCCCUCGCGCGUUUCUCUCGCCUGCGAAACGCAGACGUAUUUCCGGUCGUCGCUUCUCUCCUUCUGAAAAACGACCGGAAAUACGUCUGCGGUUCGCAGGCUAGGGUUUCUCUCGUUGGAGUAAGAAAAAGGAUAGACUGCUUGAAGAAAUAUUCGGCAAUGAAAUUAUUUUAUAAUGGCUAAUUGUUGUUUACCCGUUAUUUCUUUUUAUUUAUUUCAUAGCUUUCAGAGUGGAAAGCAUUUUAUGACUCAGCUAAUCCCCAAACUGAACCACUCCCAGAACCGUGGGAAGAUGAACUCAACAAGAUACAGCAUCUAAUUGUUUUAAGAUGUCUCAGGCCAGAUAAGGUGCAGGAUGAAAGCUACAUUAACAUUAUACCUAGCAUCCCACGCAGACGUUCUUAGGGGUUCGUCACACGUUCCUGCCACGUUGGGGAGGAUUGCGUGACGAGCCAAAAGAACGUCUGCGUGGCAAAUGAACGCCUAGUCGGAAAUGCUUUGAAGUAAAUGUGGUGCUCCGGCGUGUUUCGUAUCACAGAAACUGGAAUAGCGCCUUCAAUCUACAAAGUUACAUGGACUACAAGUACAAAUAUAUUCUUUGUGGACUAGCAGCUUAGGGAGGGAGGGGGGGCUUAAAAGAUUUUUAUACGGGACAGCUCCUCCCCGAGGCCCGACCACUUACCCUUUUAUGUACCACUUUAAUUGACAGAAAAGGUACUCCUCUCCUAUACCUCCUAUUGGCGAAUGCCUUGUUUAGAACUAUGCAUCCCUUUUAACUGCCGUAAAUGUACAGUCUUAAAAAUCACAAAACCAGAACGUUUCCUCGACUUUUUCACAGCGAUAAAAUGCAUCUGCUUGCCCUUUCGGGCCUUUUUACCAACCGAAAUGACAGAUUUUCCUACCCUUUCUCAUACGUUAACAACUAAAAUCCUUACCCUUUCAUAUACCUGAAGCCUGAAAAAGGUACCCCUUUCGGGCGGAGCCUCCCCGUAUAGGCAUUUUAGGGAGUGCCCCCCCGGACGUGUACGCCUCAUGGCUUGUGUGCGCCUGCGACGUUACCUUACCCUAUGACAGACAAGUAAAAAGCCAUGUCUUGUCUAGCGGCGCGGCCGGCCCUGUAUGGUCCACAUAGUUAUAAAGACGUGCUCCCUGGUGUUAAGCAUCACUUCUCUUGUCGUUUCAGGUCACUCUUGGAGUGCGUGACUUCAUCACGUUCUACAUGAGCCCCACCUUCAUAGAGCCACCCACCUUUGACCUGUCCAAGUGUUAUGAAGACUCGGACUGCUGUGUACCGUUAAUAUUCGUGUUGUCACCGGGAGCCGAUCCAAUGGCUAGCUUGGUCAAGUUUGCAGAAGACAUUGGUAAGACUGUGCACCGCGUGAUAAACCGCUGACUCAUCGUUAACGCCUUCCAACCGUUACAAAUACAUACUUCAUAAUGUUGUUCAUGUAGUUGAUGUUGUUUGUUUCAUAUACAGUGGAACCUCGAUAUUACGAAGGGCAUGGGGAGUGGCAACUGCAUGGGGACAGGGACUUGUUUGUAAAAACGAGAUUUUUUUCCUACAGCGAGGUUAUUUUUUAUACAUUUAACUAUUACUGGGGUGAAGGUUAUUGUUCGUUUUACAGAGGACUUGGUUAUAUAGAGGUUCGUUAUUUCGUGGUUUCACUGUAUAUUGUUGAAUGAUCACAAAAAAGAAAGAAUGUUUUUAGGGAAUCGUGUUUUCAUCGGUGAACAAUUUGCUGCUAUUUCCCCUCUUUUCUUUGCCUUGAGUCGACUAACUUCACUUCUGCAUCGUCGUGGUUUUCUUGCGGACAUUUUUAAAGCUUUUUACUACCUUUGAAUGUUUUUCACGGUUAAAGAUUUCUCCGACGAGCUAUUUUACUUGGUUUUCACGGGAAAAUCAACUUCGAUUUUACGGUUGUGUAGGAGCUGCUCGUAAGGCCUCUCCUGAUUGGUCGCAGAAAACAAUGACGUCAUUAUUUCAAUUGUUUCAGUAUUGUUUGUGGUCAGAGUUAGGCACCAUUGUUGACUUCUCUUCCGAGCAGCCAAUUUUAGAGUUACUAUCUUCCUUCCUUAGUUACGUCACAGUGAUUCUCGUAACACCUCCUAAAAUCUUUAAAUCAAUAUUGUGGAUAUUUUCAAAUUUCUCUUUUUUGUUUUCCUGUUCUAGGUGUGACCAGGUCUCAUUUUCAGACUAUUUCAUUGGGUCAAGGUCAAGGACCCAUAGCGGCCAAGAUGAUCAAUCAGGUAACAGGCUCUCUGUUAGCAGUUAACUCUUCCACACUUGAAGCAUUUCCAAGGGAAUUUUAUUUUGCUUUAUACUAGUUAUUUGGACUUCAUUGCAGACACUCUGCACUGCCGGUAUAGACGGAUUAUACCAGUGGUUUAGAGAGAGCGCGUGAGUCAGCUGCAACGCAGGCGAAUUCUAAAAAUAAGUAGCCCAUCGAAAAAUACCAACUCCUAAAGAGUUUUAUUUAAGUGGUGGUACGACAAGAUUUCGUCCAUAGACUCGAAAAUUAGAACUAAUAGGACAAAGUGAAAGCAUUGCUGAAGAGGUUUCAUUUGAAUGGUAACACCAUAGGAUUUCAUCCACAGACUCAAAAGUUAGAACCACAUACAAAACAAAUAGUACCAUGUGAAAGUACUGCUGAAGAGGUUUCAUUUGAAUGGUCACACCAUAGGAUUUCAUCCACAGACUCAAAAGUUAGAACUACGUAGAAAACAAAUAGCACCGUAUGAAGUACUGAGGUGCUGAAGAGGUUGCAUUUGAAUGAUAACACGAUAGGAUUUUAUCCACAAACUCAAAAGUUAGAACUACUUAAAAAAGAAUAGUACCAUGUGAAAGUACUGCUGAAGAGGUUUCAUUUGAAUCGUCAUAUCAUAGGAUUUCAUCCACAAACUCAAAAGUUAGAGCUACUUAGAAAAUAAUAGUACCAUGUGAAAGUACUGCUGAAGAGGUUUCAUUUCAGUGGUGACACCAUGGAGGGUUCAUUCCUGUUUAGGAAGGAUGCCAUCGUAUAAUGGUCACCCUGGAAUAACUCACUCUAACUGGACGAGUAACUGGAUUUCAUCAUAAAAUAAGUCUAGUCGAUAAGUCGAGAAGUGGUGAAUAAGAAUUAUAAGCGAUACCAUACAGUUGAAAAGCGAUAGUUGUCUUUUCUUUUUAGGCUAUUGAAGUGGGCGACUGGGUAGUCUUGCAAAACUGCCAUCUUGCAACUUCUUGGAUGCCUGUCCUAGAGAAGAUAUGUGAAGAGGUAAAUGUGUAUUAUUAUCUAUUCAAAACAUUUUGCCGUUUCUGAUAGGCUCCAAUCCCCCGCCCAAUUCCUCGGAACCAACUCGCGCUUGCCAUAAUUUAAUGAUAUGUUUGCUUGGAAACGAGGUUGAUCGAUGGUGUAUUUUCCUGGAAACGGGGUUGCCUGGGCAAUAGUUGACGGCCAUCCGACAUCGAGAUAGCUGAAUUUCUGGCUAAAACUGGAUGUAAUAAUUGCAAGAACACGAAAAAAUAUAUUACUCGAUGGAUGUUAUCUACUUUUUGAGAAGUAUCUGCAAGACAAAAAUAAACUUCUGUUGAUACCCUGAAAUUUGCGCCAUAAUUUUGAAGAAAUUCUACGAGGAUGUAAGCUUAUUAAGGACUAAGAAAUAUAUAUCUUGAAUGAAUAAUAAAACAAUUAUUGAAUUCGGCUUUCGCAAGAUGUGAAGAAUUAUGCUGAUCUCGGUGGUUAUUAUUCAUCGAGGCCGGUUCUUGAUCUGUGUAAAUUCUGUACGUCAUACUCAGCCUCAUUUAAUAACUGUUAAUUAUAUAAUCAUAAGGUAAAAAGCACGGGGCAUCUACAUGAUAACGUGCUAUUAUCCAAGAGUUUAAAAAGUAAAGGUUCUUCAUUAAUUACUCAAAUCAUGGUUAUGACUUUGCUCAGGUCAUCAUUCCAGAGAAGACUCACAAAAGUUUUAGGCUGUGGUUGACCAGUUACCCAACCGAACGAUUUCCUGUAUCGAUCUUACAGAAUGGUAAGUGAUCGGGAAAACGAAAGGGUUUUCUCACUCAUUUACGCCCCUCUCUCUGAUCUCUGCUUGUCGUCCUUGCUACUGUUUUUUCCUUUGGUCCAAGCGCAAGCAAGUUAUUUUCUACUAGGUGAAUUUAUCGCGCGACAACACAUCUGCUAUAUUGGUGUAGCAAAAGCAGUCAAACGGCGAUUAUGUUGGUGUAAACAGACAAUUUCUUGUGUUCUUAUAAACAUACAAAAUCACUGGCUUCGUGACUGAAAAUGCUCCAUAAUUUUUCCUCAUCUGAUAACGCCUACAUGUACUUACAUGUACCGCCUUUUUACCAUAACUGAGCAAUUUCUCGCGCGCUGAUAGGUCAAGAGGUAUGGUCUAUGAGAGUGUAGAUCAUGAGAAUGACGUGAACGCGCAAUUUGUUUCUCUCUCUAUCUCGGGCGCGAUUGUCCAAGAAACGUGUCUGAGAAAACAGCCGGCACUUCGCGACCCCACCACUAAUUUCACCGCGAAAUGACGUCUGAGGAACGCCUUCAGGAAUUCCUUACUCAUGACGUGUCACAACCUAGAUCUGGAUAGCGCUUCUGAUUGGUUGAAGCAAAUUUCUUUCGCGGCACGACCAAUCAGAAGCACUACCCAGAUUUGGGUCGUUACACGUCAUCAGUAUGGAAUUUCUGCAGUCGUUUCUCAGACGUCAUUUCGCGGGGAAACCAGUGGUACCGUCGCGAAAUAAAGGCUGAUUUCCCAGGCUAAACCUGUACAUGUUACUGUAAAAAAAAGAAAAAAAACGCUUAUAGACCAUAGAAAUGACGCCAGAAUGUUCAAAACGACAAUUUGAGUUCUGGACAUUCUGGCGUCUCCUAUGGUCUUAAAUUGUACAGACAUAUAUACCUUUCUUCCCAUGUAUUCUGUUAAACGAACCUGUAUUAAGCGGACACUUGUGUGGUUUUCGUGGGCACAGCUACAUUACUAAGGUUACCAUGGCUACUUUCAGGGGUAAAGAUGACGAAUGAGCCGCCGAUGGGUCUCAGGGCGAAUCUGUUGCGGUCAUACCAUAGCGACCCCAUAUCAGACCCGGCGUUUUUCAAUGGCUGCAAUAAAACCAAAGUAAGUUUUGUUGUGUUCCUCUCCCUGGUGUUGUUGCUGUUGCUAAACUUGCAACUGUUUCCUGCAGGUUUGGAAAAAAUUGCUGUUCAGUUUGUGUUUCUUCCAUGCGCUCGUUCAAGAGAGGAGGAAUUUUGGUCCGUUGGGUUGGAAUAUUCCUUAUGAGUUCAACGAGUCCGACCUUCGGAUAAGCGUGCGCCAACAACAGGUGAGCAACGCUCAGUACUUUCACCCUUUCACUACUAAAGAAGGCUUAAGUCAAGAUUGAACAACAGUUCUAAAUUCCAUUUUGAAAAAUGUUGUAAAGCAAGUAGUUCCUUUUGAACGUACUGCUGAAGAGGUUUCAUUUGAAUGGUCUUACAAUAGCAUUUCAUCCACAGACUCAAGAGUUAGAACCACAUUCAAAACAAAUAGUACCAUGUGAAAGUACUGCUGAAGAGGUUUCAUUUGAAUGGUCACACAAUAGGAUUUCAUCCACAGACUCAAGAGUUAGAACCACAUUCAAAACAAAUAGUACCAUGUGAAAGUACUGCUGAAGAGGUUUCAUUUGAAUGGUCACAUCAUAGGAUUUCAUCCACAGACUCAUAGGGUUUUGUCCACAGACUCAUUCAGCUGUGGCUGUAGAAGGGUUAAUGGCCCGCAGUCGAAUUUAGAAUUUCGAUUUUAUUCAAGUUCAGAUAAUUUUAAAAGUAGUGGACUAAGACAAGUUGGUGCCAAAGACGAGUUCCGCAAGUCUGGGACGGCGUAUUUUUAAAAGCACGUGGUCGGGUGUAUGUUAUUUAAUAUUAGAAACGCAGUACCUAGAUAAGCACAUAUGUGAUGUAUGCGCUUGCUUCACGGUACACAUUUGUAAUUAGCUCUGUGGGACCUGUAGCUGACAGAGACGAAAAUAACUGUAUUUCUGUGUCAAACAUACUAGUGCAGUCUUGCAGUUAGGGUACUGUUUCCCUCUACAGAUGUUUCUUAAUGAUUAUGAUGAUGUUCCGCUGGAGGCUCUAACCUAUCUUACUGGACAGUGCAACUACGGAGGAAGAGUCACUGAUGAGAGAGACAGGUAGUUUUAAGUUCCAAUAGUGACCAACAUCAACCUUCUCCCAACAAUAUCAAAAAAUAAUCAAGAAAAAAAGGUAUGAGAAUGAAUGAAAUUGUCACCAGAGGAAACAAUUCUUUGAUCUUUUAAAAAAUUCUGUCAACUAAUAUUUUAACGAAAUGUAUGGAGAUCAGUUUGGAGAAUUUGUCGGAGGAUACCAGGCCUUUAAGGGUUAAUUUCAAUACUUGCAAGCUGAAUUCUUUUGGCAGAAGCAUAGGAUACUGUUUCAGGGACCAUUUUUACGAUUUAUUGUCCUACUAAUCGUUACCAGCACAACCCGCCACCAUAAAUUUCAUCAUCAUCAUUACUAUCGUCGUCGUCAUCAUCAUCAUCAUCAUCGUCAUUAGCAUCAAAACCUCGUCAUCAUCAAUGCAAUCGUCGUUCUCAUGUCCAUCGUCAUCAUCGUACUGUUUCAGAGACCAUUUUUUCGAUUUAUUGUCCUACUAAUCGUUACCGGCACAACCCGCCACCAUAAAUUUCAUAAUCACUAUUGUUGUCGUCGUCAUCGUCAUCGUCAUCAUCAUCAUCAUCAUCAUUUGCAUCAUAACCUCGUCAUCAUCAAUGCCAUCCUCGUCAUCAUCUCCAUCGUCAUCAUAGUCAUCAUGAUGGUCAUCAUCAUUAUCACCAUCACGUCAUGAACAUUAUCGUUAUUAUUAUAAUUUUUUCCUAGG
Messenger RNA from Porites lobata, 89175 nucleotides. Lineage: Eukaryota; Metazoa; Cnidaria; Anthozoa; Scleractinia; Poritidae. The record is from the annotation of a GenBank genome assembly.